GACUUUUUCUGAUCCGCACCACAACGGCUGCUUCUUCCAGAGUCUCCUGCGCUGCAGUUUAGGGGGGUUCCUUUGUCCUUUGCUUGGGAUUUUUCUGCCAUUCCGGACUUUCUGGUUUGCAAGAGCAACGCUGCUCCCAUCGUGGAUUUCAUUUUUGGGAAACAUUGGAGUCUUUGUCCUGGGACGGACCUGGUGGUUUCCCCCUUAAAAGUAUUGCGUGCACAGUCUUCCCCGAACAAUCGCAACGCCCGGAAAGUUGCAAGGAUCCCUAUUGUUGCAAAAAAGGUCUUCUUUUUUUUUGAGGGGUGCAAUCCGUAUUUCCUGCCUCGGUUUCGGGGGUCCCGCACCCCGCAAAAAGCGACACAUCGCAUUGUCUCGGCCGAAAAGCCACCUUGCGGAGAGGAAAGCCAUACAGAGCUCCGAAAGUUCGUCCAAGGCAGGAGUUUGCCGAACAAUUUUUUAAUUUUGCGUUUGUGGGUGCUUUGUGUUGUUCGGAAUUUUUACUUUAUCUUUGGCGGCGCAUAUAUUCCGCAACAGGAUUUAAUUUUUCGGGUGUGCGUUGCGAGGAAUCUAGACGCGCCUCAACCAUGUUUGGAAUCACUGUUUCAUGACCCCCUUGAACUGGGUUCCUGGGAUCUGAUUUCUUCCUCCACAGGGAUCUUUUCUCGCGGCUGUGGAUCCUGAGAUUCCCUCCUCCUCCUCCUCCUCCUGCUGGGACUCAUUCUGGCUUUCCUGGAGCGAUGGCUGGCUGGCUUCUCUGCUUCUGGAUCCCCUUCGCCCUGGCUGCGGAAGGUGAGGUACCACACGGGUUCCGGGUUCCGAUCCAGACCCCAAAACCCGCCACGCUCACACACACAAGUGGAACGAAAUCUCCCAACUUGGGAGUCAGCAGGACUCCUGGGUCCCUUCUGGGGUAAAGUGCAAUUGUUGUUGAGAAGUGCGUUUGGGGGUUUUGCGCCAGGAUUCCCGGGUUUUCCAGAAGUUGGGCUGGAGUCCCGGACUCCUGGGUCCUCUCCCCGCUAAGAGAGAGAUUUUGGGUUUUGCGGAUUUUCCCUUCCCUCUGAUGUUUCCCCUUCUGGCCCCCCAUUCCUUUUCCCUCCUCGAGGCCUGAUCUAUUUUUGAAGCGCGCGUUCAAAGUGUUUUUUAAAGUCCCGCAUCGAUCUUGGGUAAUGAGCCUCUGCGAGGCGAUAGAUUUUUCUUUCCUCUUUCCCCCCCUGAUAUCGGCGCUUCCUUCUGUGCUCUCUUGCCCCCCCCCAGGAAAAAAAGGACAACGAUUUGCAAUAGGCUUUCAUCUCUCCAAAUUCCGAUCCUCUCCCUCGCCCAUCAAUCUUCGCUGCCUGUCGUGUCCCCCCCACCCAAGUUGUCCCAAAGGACUUGGGGUGGGGCUUCCCUUCCCAUUGUUGUAAAAUAAAGUGCUUUUUCCCGGGGUUGGGGGGUGGGGUGGGCGGAUUUGGGCUUGGUGGGCUGCUGUGGAGUGAAGGAUUCUGGGAGUCCGGACACCUGAGCUCCCCUGGGUGGAGAAGGGAGGGGCCUGGGGGCAGGUGAAGGCCGUGCCCCGGGGUGUUGGGGGGGGAGUUUGCAGGACUCCUGGGUUCCCUGGAGGGAGGUGGGAGAAAUGAGGGGUCAGCUCAGCAUCUUGGACCUAUAGAAGCUGAGAACCAAGAGUCCUUGGGCAGAUUGUCGGGGGUCAGGCUGGAUGACCCUCAGGUGUCCCCUUACAACUCUGCAAUUCCAUAGCAAGAAGGUAUGUAAGGACUCCUGGGUCCUCUUGGAAACGGCGGGGAGGAGGUGUUGUUACUGGGCUGGAGCUCAGAGGAAGGCAAGUGGCUGGAAUCCUGAAUUAGUUGGGGAAUUUAGAAUUGGCGAAUUGGAAGGGACCCCCAACGGUCAUCCAGACUGACCCACUGCAGGGCAGGAAUCGCAUCCCUGGCAGGCAGCCUCCUGCCCUCUGCUUAUAUCCAUCUCUUAAGGAAGGAGAGCCCGCCAGCUCCCGAGAGAGUCCAUUCCACCAUCAUACAGCUCUCACUUUCCGCCAGCAUUGUGUUAGGCUGCAGAGAAGGAGCUGCGCCUAGUGGGUACAGCAGCUUCCGCCAACUGGGUGCUGAACACUUGAUGGGCAAGGCCGGGGUGGCAGGACUGCAGAAGGGGCUGUUGAGGUUGGAGGUAAAGCGCAGAAAAGUUUCCACCUUGACAUGUUAGAAAAGUUUGAGCGCUUUGCCUGGGUCUCAGCAGCUUCAUUUUAAGGAAAAAGUCAUGGCUUAGUGCUGGAGCGGCUGCUGGGAGUGCAGAAGGUUCCUGACUCAGCCUCCAGUGUCAUCUCCAGGCUGGGAGAGCUACCUGCCCAAAUGCCUCUUAAAAAACAACAAUUGCUGCUGAGCCAGGAGAGAGGUUCUUGCUGAGCAGCAGGACAGCUGCCUUGAGUGCAGAAGGCUCCCCAAGUAGGGCUGAGAAUCUCUCCUUUUUUGAAACAGUGGGCAGCAGCUGGCGGCCAGUGUGGACAGUUGUAAGCUAAACUGCAGGGAGAGAUGGCAGCUGGGUGGCAGAGCGACUGCUUGGCAUGCAGAACGCUCGAGUUUCAACCUCCCUCUGCCAGCCAGAAUUGAAUUUUAUUAUUACAGUCACAGAAUAGGCACCCUGAACUACAUGGAUCACCACAACGGUUCCCAGAAGGACCCAGGAGUCCUGCCAUCCCUUGCCAGUCCAGAACCCAGGAGUCCUGCGCCCCCCUGGUUCCCCAAAGGGCCAAGACCCCCCCCCCAGUAAUCUGAACACCCAGAUCCAAAUCUGCUUCUACCUCCUGCUCACCCCACCACCUAAUUUCCCCUUCAUUUCCCCCUCUUUUCUCCCAUCCAGAAAAGCUAAAACCUCAUUGAAAAGGGAUUAAAAUCCAGGCCAAAGUGGAAAAAAACCCCUUCGUAGCUUUCAGCCCCAAACAACCCCAAGCCAAGAGAAAGCAAGGAAUUUUAUUUUGGGGGGGGGGUCCAUUUGAAGCACGGUCCCUUUCUGCAAAAAAAGACCCCCCCUUUUUCUUAAGAAGCUCAGAAAGGAACCAUCUUUUUCCCACCCACCCCAGGACUGUAAAAUCUCUUUUUUUUGUCUUAUCUCGCCCCCCCACUCCAAAAAUCGCCCCCCACUUUUCUUCCACUAUCUCUGCCUCCUUCCCUGAUCUCCUCCUCGGAGGUCAGGUCUGUCCCAAGGCUGUGAAGGGGCAGCGGAGCGUGUAACGCAUUAAUUGAAUCCUCUAUUGUGGCUCCAGAAAAAAAAACCAUCCUUUUGCAACCCACCAAGAUGGGAAUUUUUUGGGGGGGGCCCGCGAUGCUCGCCGCUCCGUGUCUCAAAAGCUUGCAAAGGGGGGGUUGUGAAAGUAAGAAAAAGAGCACAGCUUUCUGGAGCAGGAAUCUUGGCAUGAUUGUAGCAUUGUAGAGAUGGAAAGGGCCCCCCAAAGGUCAUCCAGACCAACCCCGAAUCGGUGCAGAAGAAAACCCUGACAGGUUAUGUAUGACCUCUGUUAAAAAAUCUCUGGCGAAGGAGAACACCCGACACGUGUUCUCGCAGCGGGCAGGCGGGUGCCGUUAUGGGAAAACCCGCCACGGGCAGGAUUCGAACGCAAGGCCGGCACCCCUGCAGUUUCCAGCAACUGGUAUUCAGAUGCAUUGCUGCCUCUUGACUGGGGAGGGCACAGAAUAGCCCCCCGUUGUCCUCGUCUCCUUUGUGAAUUUGCCCACGUUGUUGGCUCCUGUGGCAGGGAGUUCCGCAGUUUAACUAUGAAGCAUGAAGAAUAUGAGGGUCAGGCCAAUGGUUCUCACAGUGGCCAACCAGAUACUCAUUGUGGGGCACCAGGAAGCGGGAUCCGAGUGCAAGAGCCGCUCUCCAGCAGCUGGGGUUCAGAACCAUCACUGCCUCUAAGCGUGGGCUCCUGAGGGUCAUCCAGACCAACCCCCUGGAAUAGCAGCUGUCUAGAUCACCACGUUCCACACCGGUUGACUGAGGCUUUCCAGGAUUUCGGACCAGGAUUAAACGAUAAGGGACGCGGGUGGCGCUGUGGGUUAAACCACAGAGCCUAGGACUUGCUGAUCAGAAGGUCGGAGGUUCGAAUCCCCGCAACGGGGUGAGCUCCCCUGCUCAGUCCCUGCUCCUGCCAACCUAGCAGUUCGAAAGCACAUCAAAGUGCAAGUAGAUAAAUAGGUACCACUCCGGCGGGAAGGUAAAUGGCGUUUCCGUGCGCUGCUCUGGUUCGCCAGAAGUGGCUUAGUCCUGCUGGCCACAUGACCUGGAAGCUGUACGCCGGCUCCCUCGGCCAAUAAAGUGAGAUGAGCACCACAACCUCAGAGUCGGUCACGACUGGACCUAAUGGUCAGGGGUCCCUUUACCUUUAUGUGCUCAGAAUUUCCAGCGGGGCUUGCGUUCGAAUCCUGCUUGCGGGUUUCUGGUUAAUGGAUGGGACGGGCCACUGGGCUGAUCAUCAGCCGGGCUUAAAUUACGUCCGCCCUUCUCAAGCUUUUGAGGCAUGCAGCAGCCAUCAGUCUCUUUUUGCCUGCUUAACCUCCGUGCUUCUGCAUGUCCCGAAGACCUGACGAAACCGCUGCAUGUCAAUGCAGACUAUUGCGUCACUUGAGUCCAGAGCCGUCCACUUUUUUUGAGGUUAUACUUCGGACCAGGAUCUUUCCUGCUCGGUCGAGCUGAGAUUACUCUCUCCAGUUUGGGAGACUUCUGCAUGAAAAGCACGGGCCCUGCCUGCUGACCGAUGGACUCGGUGGUCAGGGAGCGCCUGCUUGGCAUGUAGAAUGCCCCGGGUUCAGCCCGCGAUGGCGUCGGUUCAUUCCAAACAAUGUGGACUAGAACCUUGCUUUGUUUUAAAGAGGGGUUGGACGUAACUCAGUGGGUAGAGCAGGUGUUUGGCAUGCAGAACGCCCCAGUUUGGCAUCACCGGGUAGGUAACACCCUGCCCCAAACCCCGGGGAGAGAGGCUGUUAGAAUUUCAUUGCAUUUAUUCAAAACAUUUAUAAAACGCCCAGUGUGCAGCUGCUUUGAGGAGUUUGCAAAACCAAUAAAAGAACGAGUUGGAAGGGACCCAGCGGUCAUCUAGUCCAACCCCCUGCAAUGCAGGAAUCUUUUGCCCAAUGUGGGUGCUCAAACUCACAACCCUGAGAUUAAAAGGCUGUAAUAGAGGUAUAGCGCUCAGCUAGACCGAACGGAAGCUUUCCGGGUACCGGGAGGUGGGAUUCGAACCCGUGGCUCGUGGGCAGAAGCUCAGCUAGACUGAAUGGAAGCUUUCCGGGUACCGGGCGGUGGGAUUCGAACCCGUGGCUCGCGGGCAGAAGCUCAGCUAGACUAAAUGGAAGCUUUCCGGGUACUGGGAGGUGGGAUUCGAACCUGUGGCUCGCGGGCAGAAGCUGAGAAAAAUUCCCACUGGAGACCCGACGUGUCUGGUCCUCCACAUUCGCACACCGUGGCUGAAUUUGGGGUGUGUGUCUGUGAUUCGAACUCGGGUCUCUCCCAGGUCUUGGCCCAACUCUCUGCAGGGGAAAGACUAGAAACUUGAGUCCUAGGUCUCUGUCCUGCGUGGGGGUGAGAAACUAGGUUUCUCUCUCUUGCCAGGCGCGGUGCCAGCGCCCGGGUCGUGUGGGGCGGCGAGAAAUUCGGGGAGCUGCCUCCACAUCCUGGGACGGGGAUUGGCGGGCACACCUCUGACCGCAGAGAGGCGGAGGCGGGUUCUAAUCUCAGCGCCUGGCUCAGCCAUCAAAGGCACAGAUUCCCCUGCCUUGCAUCUGCCCAGGCCUGUAACGCUGCUUUCUGUUAUCAAAGGAGGCGAGAUCGAGAUCCGCCCCACGGUUGCAAGCAGAGACUAUCUCCUGCCCCAUUAGCAAAGAGCUAGCGUAUUUUCCCGUGUAUAAGACGCCCCCAUGUAUAAGAUGACCCCUAAUUUUUUUUUUUUAGCCCAGAAUUAAGAAAUAAAUAAUUGCAACAUGUAAGAUGACCCCUGUUUUUUAUGAGCCCCAAAUUAAGAAAUAAAUAAUUGCAACACUCCAUGCGUAACACGACCCCUAUUCUUUUUGAGCCCCAAAUUAAGAAAUAAAUAAUUGCAACAUGUAAGAUGACCCCUAUUUUUUAUGAGCCCCAAAUUAAGAAAUAAAUAAUUGCAACACUCCAUGCGUAACACGACCCCUAUUCUUUUUGAGCCCCAAAUUAAGAAAUAAAUAAUUGCAACAUUCUGUGUGUGAGACGACCCCCCAAUUUUAAACUUAAAAAAAUUAGAGGGAAAUAUAGCCUUAUACAUGGAAUAAAAUCGGUAUUUUGCGGGGAGGGGGCGCUGGGGGGCGGGCAGGCACCGAAACAGGGCUCUGCUGUUGGCACUGAAGCACCAAGCGAAAAAGUGGGGCAGCUUUGGAAGUGGGGAGCAUAAGAAGGGGGCCCAUCCAGUUGGGAGAGGGACCCCCAGAAAUCAUCUAGACCAACCCGCCGCAAUGUAGGAAUCUCAACUAAAGCAUCCAAGAUGAGGGGGAGAGUUCUGCCGAAAAGCCUGGGAAUCGGGGUAGACUGAGUCUGAACUUGGAGGUUCCAUCAUAGGAAGAGCCAGCAGUGUCUGAACAGAUGCCCCAAGGAGGAUUCGAACACAGGACCAGCACUCUGAGGUUUCCAGAAACUGGGAUUCGGAAUUGGUGCGGCCUCUGACCGUGGAGGGAAAGGAUAGCCAUUUAACUUAUAUGCAGAAUUCAUCAUGUGAAAAGCUGGGCUGGAUGAAUCCCAAGACGGAAUUAAGAUUGCCGGAAGAAAUAUCAACAACCUCAGAUAUGCAGAUGACACAACCUUGAUGGCAGAAAGUGAGGAGGAAUUAAAGAACCUUUUAAUGAGGGUGAAAGAGGAGAGCGCAAAAUAUGGUCUGAAGCUCAACAUCAAAAAAUCAAAGAUCAUGGCCACUGGGCCCAUCACCUCCUGGCAAACAGAAGGGGAAGAAAUGGAGACAGUGAGAGAUUUUACUUUCUUGGGCUCCAUGAUCACUGCAGAUGGUGACAGCAGCCACGAAAUUAAAAGACGCCUGCUUCUUGGGAGAAAAGCAAAGACAAAUCUUAAAUCUUAAAAAGCAGAGACACCACCUUGCCAACAAAGGUCUGUAUAGUUCAAGCUCUGGUUUUCCCAGUAGUGAUGUAUGGAAGUGAGAGCUGGACCAUCAAGAAGGCUGAUGGCCGAAGAAUGGAUGCUUUUGAAUUCUGGUGCUGGAGGAGACUCUGGAGAGUCCCAUGGACUGCAAGAAGAUCCAACCUCUCCAUUCUGAAGGAAAUCAGCCCUGAGUGCUCACUGGAAGGACAGAUCCUGAAGCCGAGGCUCCAAUACUUUGGCCACCUCAUGAGAGGAGAAGACUCCCUGGAAAAGACCCUGGUGUUGGGAAAGAUGGAGGGCGCAAGGAGAAGGGGACGACGGAGGACGAGAUGGUGGGACAGUGUUCUCGAAGCUAAGAACAUGAGUUUGACCAAACUGCGGGAGGCAGUGGAAGACAGGAGGGCCUGGUCCAGGGGGUCACAAAGAGGCGGACACGACUAAACGACUAAACAAGAACAACAACAAACGCAGGCAUCCCCAAACUCGGCCCUCCAGCUGUUUGGGGGACUACAACUCCCAUCAUCCCUAGCUAACAGGACCACUGGUCAGGGAUGAUGGGAAUUGUAGUCCCAAAACAUCUGGAGGGCCGAGUUUGGGGGUGCAACUGCAGAACCCCCGGCGGAUAAAAGCGCUUGCUGCUCUGGCUUGGCAGGACACACACCGGUUAGUAAUCAAAAAACAAUACUGUCGGUUAUCAUAGCGCCGUUGCAGCAAAACCGCAUUUUCGAACGCUAGGGUUCUGGGCACCUCGUCUCGGAACGGACGUGGAAGAGUUGCAAAAAGGGUCAGAAGCAGAGCAAGGGGAUGGAGCGAGAAUGCGUUCUCCAGAAAAGUUGCAGCGUUUAGGAGUUUUGGAAAAAAGGCGAGGAAGAGGCGAGCUGAGAGGAGUUCCUAAAAUGAUGCGCUGCCUGGAGAAAGCGGAUUGAAUAAUAAUAAUAAUAAUAAAUUUAUUUAUACCCCGCCGUCCCCAGCCAAGACCGGGGUCAGGGCGGCUAACACCAGAUAUAAAACAAUUGAUUGAAAUACAACUUAAAAAACAAGAUUAAAAUGCAAGAUUAAAAUGCAGCCUCAUUUCAGUAGAAACUCAAAUCGAAAACUUUUUUGGGGAGGAAAACGUCAAGUCUUUAGCAAGGCUAACUAUCGAGGAUUGAAGAAAGUCUUUCUCUCUCGUAAGACCGGAAAGCUGAGUGUUGCAAGAUUCAGAACAGAUAAACAAAAGUUCCUUCUUGCAGCGCAGGAUUGGGGCUUGGGUGCAAAAUACAGUCCCUUUUCCUUUCCUCGCUUUCUGUCCUCCCCAGGACAGGUGGACGGAUCCAGGAACUGGAACUUCCCAAGCCAAAUUUGACUGGAGAAUUCACGUUGCGCAAAAUCUUACAGCGUGCGACUGAAAGGGGCGCAUCCUGCACAGCAACCGCUGCCUCUGGAGAGCCUGUGAGCCCUUCGCUCUCUCCUGCUAACUCCCCAAACGCAGCGAUGCGCCGUUAAACUGCGGAACUCCUUGCCACAAGAAGGAAGCGUCGGCCACCGAACUGGACGUCUUUAAAAGAGGAUAGAUUUGGAAAACCGUUAAAAAGAAGUGCAUGGAAAUUCAAUCAAGGGGAAGUGAGGAAGUCAAUUAACAAUGUUAAUAAGUGUAAUUUGAAUAAGGUUAUGAUCCAUGUUUGUUUAUUUUGUUUAUAAUUUUGCGAAAAUCAAUAAGUUUUUUUAUAAAAAAAUAAAAGAGGAUCGGGCAGAUGGAUGGCUCCGAGGUCGGAGGCGGCGAUGGUGCCGAAUCGCAGUUGCCGCGAACCGCAGGAAGGGAGGAGAGCGGGUCUUGCGUUCGAAUCCUGCUUCAAGGGCACCACUGCGGGAACAGGAUGCUGGUCUCAUCCUGCAGGGCUGCGAUUCCAAGGCAGGCAGGGUGAGGGCAGAGGCUCCCUGCGUUGCGUCUUGCGAAAUGGGGGGCGGUGAGAUAAUUGGGGUUUUUUUGGGGGGUGGGAGGCCUGGCUUUGGCACAGAAGCCAAGCGAAGCUUUUGUUGUGGGUUCGAUUGUGAUGUUCCUCCGUCACACCCUGCCUUUUCCAGACCUGCCCAGGCCUGGGGAAGGAAUGGCACAACGCGUUUUUCUUUUUCCGAGGGGGGCUAUUAAAAGGAGCGUUUAUGGGGCACGCAGACACCUGGGCCCCCCUCUCUCUGCCCACGGGGGCAGGACGCGGCUGUAAUUAAACCAUGCGAGGAGCGCAUUAACGAGUGCGCUGGGAGCCGUGCCCUGGAUUUAAUUAAUAAAAAGUCUCCACGCACGCAGGGCAGGGUGUGGCGAUGGCUUCUCUCCCUUUCUCCCACCCUGCUUGCGACUCUGGAGGAGCCGGCUGCGAGCUGGACGGCCUAGUGGUUAGCGCGCCCGGUUGCGGGUUCGAAUCCCCCUGCCUUGUGGCGCUUUUUUUUUAGUUUAAGGAAAAGGCAAGCGAGGAAAAAUGCAGUUGAAAGCUACUAGCCGCAAUGGCUACACUCUGCCCCUCCACUUUCAUGCAGUGCGUAGCUAAGCCUGUGGAACUCCCUGCCACUGCAUGGCUUUGGCGGAGGAUCAGAGAAGUUCACGGAGGAUAAGGCCCGCCAGUCAGAGGCAGCCAUGCUUCUGAAUGUCAGCUGGCGGGGACGACGAGAGGGGAGAGUUCUGGUCUUGGGUUCGGAUCCUGCCACAAUGGACGUCUGGUCGACAGCCCCUGUAAGAAUAGGAUGCUGGACCAGAUGGGCCAUGGGCCUGAUCCUGCAGCCGGGCUCUUCUGAGGUCCUAAUGGAUCCUCCAGCUCCAGAGCCAGUCUAUCUUAGAUUCCUAAGUUCUAAGGGGUAUUUGGCCACUCCGGGAGCAGGAGGCCGGACUUAGAUGGACCUUCUUGGACCUGAUCCUGCACGCUCUCCUUUUACACUAGGCUGCGAUACUCCCAAGUCAGGCUAGCGGUACAUCGAGGUCCCUUCCGCCUGAUGUCUCUGGUCUACAGCUGACAAAUAAUUUCAUUUCAAGGCUUGAACUGUAUCUGCGUAUAAGGACGAAAUGGAAAAUAAUACAAUAGUGCUUUUUAAAAACACAUAGGGAAAAGGAUUAUUUUAAGUUGUUGUUGUUGAGUCGUUUAGUCGUGUCCGCCUCUUCGUGACCCCCUGGACCAGAGCACGCCAGGCACUCCUGUCUUCCACUGCCUCCCGCAGUUUGGUCAAACUCAUGCUGGUAGCUUCGAGAACACUGUCCCACCAUCUGGUCCUCUGUCCUCCCCUUCUCCUUGUGCCCUCCAUCUUUCCCAACAUCAGGGUCUUUUCCAGGGCGUCUUCUCUUCUCAUGAGGUGGCCAAAGUCUUGGAGCCUCAGCUUCAGGAUCUGUCCUUCCAGUGAGCACUCAGGGCUGAUUUCCUUCCAGAAUGGAGAGGUCUGGAUCUUCUUGCAGUCCAUGGGACUCUCAAGAGUCUCCUCCAGCACCAGAAUUCAAAAGCAUCAAUUCUUCGGCGAUCAGCCUUCUUUAUGGUCCAGCUCUCACUUCCAUACAUCACUACUGGGAAAACCAGAGCUUUAACUAUACGGACCUUUGUUGGCAAGGUGAUGUCUCUGCUUUUUAAGAUGCUGUCUAGGUUUGUCAUUGCUUUUCUCCCAAGAAGCAGGCGUCUCUUAAUUUCGUGACUGCUCUCACCAUCUGCAGUGAUCGUGGAGCCCAAGAAAGUAAAAUCUCUCACUGCCUCCAUUUCUUCCCCUUAUGUUUGCCAGGAGGUGAUGGGACCAGUGGCCAUGAUCUUCGUUUUUUUGAUGCUGAGCUUCAGACCAUAUUUUGUGCAUGCUUUCCUAACUUUCUUUUCUGCGAAUUCUUGAAAAAUCAAGCAACUUCACCUUAUCGUGGUUUAUGUUUAUCAUUGCUAAACCGUUUAGGCGUUCGUGAGCCGUUGUUGAGACUUAUUGCUUUUUAAUAUAUCAAAACUUCUCUCGUCGGAGGCCGCUGUUGCUGGUAACGAUAAGAAAAUGCGUAAUGCAAUUAGAAGAUUUGGAAAAACGUUUUCCAAAUUCAAGUUUUGCUGGCCAGGACCGGUUGGAGUUAGGACUUGCAAUCGCGGAUGGAAAGCCCCAGACAGCUAGCCUACACUGGCUGGCAGCAGCGCCCUGCCAUUGGAGGGAUUUGCACCUGGGACCCUUCUACAUUCCAAGCAGGUGCUCUUACCCAACUGAGCAACGGCCGGCCCUCUUGCCUUCCGAUUAAGUUGGCGCUUUGGUUUGGGGGGAAGGAGGACGGCUGUGUGAAAGGCAGUUCGGUGCAAUGAGUGUCGGAGGACCCGGACCUGGGAGAGGUCAGGAUUCGAACUCGCCACCCGGCGGCCCGGAAGCCCGCCGGGCGUGACCUUAGGGGCUCCUCUCAGCCCCUUACAGGGCUGUUGUUGUUGGGGUUAGGUGAGGACCGAGGAGAGAACCACGUAGAUUCCCUUUUGAGCUGCUCGGAGGGGGGGGGGAAAAAGCACAUAAAUAUGCAAUAAUGAAAUAUAAGUAUUCAAAGACUCGGCUGCCCGUUCAACCUGCUGCAACCUGCAUAGAAAAUCUGGGCCCCAUUAGCUUUCCGGGGAACCCAGGAGUCCUGGCACGUGUGGGUCGUCCCCCGCCCCCCGGCCCGUUCUUUUCUGAAUCCUCGUUUGGGGGGCGCCCUUUGUAUAGUCACAUCCUUGCACAUCUGGGACGGAUUUAGGCAGGAAUGAGUGUGGGCUGAUGCGUGGGGCGGGCGGGUGGGGGUUGUUUGGCAGGGGGCGGGCUGCAACGAAGCCGCUCAGCAUCGGGGAGGGGGUGUCUGCUAUGGGGUGGGGCCGUGUGUGGCGUGCAAAGUCCGUCGCACGGGGAGAUUUACGGAAACUUUCCACUGCCGCAUCUGCUGUUAGGCCUUGUCGGCGUGUUGCUAGCAGGAUUUAAAAACAGCCCUGGCUCCCCCGGAAAAAUCCUUUGCUGUAGAGUUGUGUAGGGGCGGAAGGGGAACCCCAAAGGUCAUCCAGCCCAACCCCGCGCAAUGCAGAAAGCGCUGGUGCAGCCUUCGUCUUACAGCUCUACCUCUCUUUCAAAUCGGAACCAGUGAAGGCGGUGAAGGUCCUGUGUGAGUGUCUGGAGGCGGUUGGAGGAUGGAUGGCAGCUAACAGAUUGAGGUUGAAUCCUGACAAGACAGAAGAGCUGUUUCUGGGGGACAGGAGGCAGGCAGGUGUGGAGGAUUCCCUGGUCCUGAAUGGGGCGACUGCGUCCCUGAAGGACCAGGUGCGCAGCCUGGGAGUCAUUGUGGACUCACCGCUGUCCAUGGAGACUCAGGUCAAUUCUGUGUCCAGGGCAGCUGUCUUCCAGCUCCAUCUGGUACGCAGGAUGAGACCCUAUCUGCCUGCAGAAUGUCUAGCCAGAGUGGCGCAUGCUCUGGUUAUCUCUCGCUUGGACUACUGCAAUGUGCUCUACCUGGGGCUCCCGUUGAAGGUGAUCCAGAAACUGCAAUUAAUCCAGAUUGCGGCAGCUAGACUGGGGACUGGGAGCGGCCGCCGAGACCGCAUAACACUGGUCCUGAAAAACCUUCAUUGGCUCCCAGUACGUUUCCGAGCACAAUUCAAAGUGUUGGUGCUGACCUUGAAAGCCCUAAACAGCCUCAAAGGCCCAGUAGACCUGAAGGAGCAUCUCCACCCCCAUCGUUCUGCCCGGACACUGAAGUCCAGCUCUGAGGACCUUCUGGCGGUUCCCUCCCUGCGAGAAGCAAAGCUACAGGGAACCAGGCAGAGGGCCUUCUCGGUGGUGGCGCCCGCCCUGUAGAACGCCCUCCCACCAGAUAUCAAAGAGAAAAACAACUACCAAGCUUUUAGAAGACAUCUGAAGGCAGCCCUGUUUAGGGAAGCUUUUAAUGUUUAAUAGGUUAUUGCAUUUUAGUGUUUUGUUGGAAGCCGCCCAGAGUGGCUGGGGAAACCCAGCCAGAUGGGCGGGGUAUAAAUAAUAAACAAACAAAUAAAUAGAUCGAUAAUAAAUAAUAAUAUUAUUAUUAUUAUUACAGGUCUACCAAGCAGUCUUUAUUUCCCCUCGGAAGCGGGCUUUACUGAUCCAGACCCGUUGUGCCCUACCUAGCUCAGUAAUGUCUGCUCGGACUGGCAGCAGUGCAUCAUUCCCCCCCCCCCCGCCUGGUCGAUACCCUCCCCUCCCAACCCGCAGACGCCACCAGGGAUUGAACUCCCCCCCCCCCUCGGCCCUUCUGCACUCAAGGCAGGCUCUCUUGCCCCUGAGCUGAGGCCAGACCCGCCCUGAUCUGGCCACAGUGAUCCACAUGACGGUCACCUCCAGGCUUGACUACUGUAAUUCGCUCUACGCGGGGCUGCCCUUGAAGCUGUCCCAGAAACUCCAGCGGGUGCAGAAUGCCGCAGCGAGGCUCCUUACAGGGUCUCUGCCGUGGGAUCACAUUCACCCAGUGCUUUUCCAGCUGCACUGGCUCCCGGUGGAGUACAGGGUCAGGUUCAAGGUGCUGGUUUUGACCUUUAAAGCCCUUCACGGCCUAGGACCCUCGUACCUGCGGGACCGCCUCUCCUGGUCUGCCCCACGGAGAGCCUCAAGGUCCAUAAAUAGCAACACCCUAGAGGUCCCGGGCCCUAAGGAAGUCAGAUUAGCCUCAACCAGAGCCAGGGCCUUUUCAGUACUGGCCCCGGCUUGGUGGAACGCUCUGUCUCAUGAGACCAGGGCCCUGCAGGAUCUGAUUUCUUUCUGCAGGACCUGUAAGACAGAGUUGUUCCGCCUGGCCUUUGGCUUGGAAUCAGUUUGAUUCCCUCCCCCUCUUUCUUUUUUCUUUUUUCCUUUCUCCUCCUGUGAUGAGGCUACAUUUUAAUAUUGUAAUGUUUCAAUAUUUUAAUGUUGUAUUUUAAUCUUGUUUUUAAGCUGUAUUGAUUCAACUUGCUUUUGUUACUGCUUGUUAGCCGCCCUGAGCCCGGCCUUGGCUGGGGAGGGCGGGGUAUAAAUAAAAAUUAUUAUAGUAUUAUUGUUAUAAAACAAACCAGGUUCCUAGUCCUCAUGGCCGAGGAGGCUGAUUGUGAAAGGGCCUUCUGCAUGCCAAACAGGUGUCCCGCCACUGUCUUACGCCAAAUAUGUCGGGUGCCCGGAGUGUGGAAACACCCCCAGACACCCAUCCCUCGCCUCCGCCCUCCAGCUGCCUCCUAAUGAUUUUCCACUUGGCCCCUGUCCCGCUCCCCUUGGCCCCUGGGGCGUCGCAACUCGGAGGCGCCCUGUAAUUACCCAGAGUUCCCUGCUGGCACCCACCCUUAUUUGCUUAUCUCGUGGGUGGGGGUGAGAAAGUCAGCGAUUGCGGGGGGGGGGCGAGUUAAACAGGAAGGAAGGAGGAAAAUCUUCCUUUUGUUUCCAAUUUCCUCUGUAUCUAGUCUGGUCCGUCAAAUUGGGAUGGGGGGCAAGAGGAGCAGGGGACGCCUGGUUUUUUGGGGUGGGGUUUAUUUUUUGGGGGGUGUAAUUUGCAUCUUCUCGAACUCUGAGCCCUCCAGGAAGGGGGGGGCAGACUGGAGAGUUUCUGGCAGGUGGGGAGGAAUUGGCUAAGCCGGAGGGGAGGGCGAGGAAGGAAAUGGAGAUUGGGGGGGGGGGGCAGGCGGUGUAAUGUCAGGACCUGAGGGCUCCUGGUGGAGACGGAAUGGCUCCCAGAGAGGGAACAAACAAAACCAACUAGCUAGAUCCAUAGAGUCGGAAGGGGGACCCCAAAGGUCAUCCAGCUGAACCCCCUCUGCAACGCAGGAAUCUCAGAUUUAAACAUAUCAAUCACCUUUACAUUUAGGAUUCUCAGAAUCCUUUGACCAUCCCUUUUUUAUUCAACUUAUCAUUCCCCCCCCAUUUGUUCUCUAUUAUUAAAUUCUCCAAUAUAUUUUGUCCUUUACAAGUAUUACUCCAAUCCUUUUACUGCUUGCGACGUUCUCUUAAAUAGACUAUAAAUUUCCCCCCCCAUUCUUUCGUAAAUUUCUUCUUGUCCUGAUCUCUGAUUCUCACGGUCAGUUUCGCCAUUUCGGCAUAGACCAUUGUCUUCAUCAGCCGUUCUCUGGUUGGAACCUUAUUUUCUUUCCAUCUCUGGGCCAGUAAUAUUCUUGCUGCAGUCUACAUAAAUAAUCUUUUCUGCUCUUUCGGAAUCUCUGUGCCUAAAAUACCUAAGCCUCUGGUUUUCCCCACAAAUGUUAUUUUAAACAUUUUUUCCCAACUCAUUAUAUAUCGUUUACCAGACUGCGUUUGUUACCUUUCACAUCCAACACAGAACGUGCCCAUCGGAAAAUUAUUCCAGUCUCCUUUCUCGCAGCUUGAAUCUGUUGGUUCAGCAGAAAACCAGCUAAUUAAGCAAUUUUUUGUUUUGUUUUUUUAAAAUGCAAUUUAUUGGUUUUGUGGCAUUUUGGCCCUCUCGACAACCCCCCUGCGAGGAAGACCCCCUCUAUGUUUCCGCUGUCUUUCCCCUGUUUGGGAGAACUGGGAACAGGGAAGUGGAUUGGCCAAAGGCUGUGUGGCAAGACAGUGGCAAAACAACAACGACCAGGACUGGAACCCGGUGACCCGAAAACUACAAUUAAUCCAGAAUGUGGCAGCUAGACUGGGGACUGGGAGACCACAUAACACCGGUCCAGAAAGACCGACAUUGGCUCCCAGUACAUUUCCGAGCACAAUUCAAAGUGUUGGUAAAGGUAAAGGGACCCCUGACCAUUCGGUCCAGUCGUGACCGACUCUGGGGUUGUAGCACUCAACUCGGUUUACUGACCGAGGGAGCCGGCGUACAGCUUCCAGGUCAUGUGGCCAGCAUGACUAAGCCGCUUCUGGCGCACCAGAGCAGCGCACAGAAACUCCGUUUACCUUCCCGCCGGAGCGGUACCUAUUUAUCUACUUGCACUUUGACGUGCUUUCGAACUGCUAGGUUGGCAGGUGCAGGGACUGAGCAACCGGAGCUCACCCCGUCGCGGGGAUUCGAACCGCCGACCUUCUGAUCAGCAAGUCCUAGGCUCUGUGGUUUAACCCACAGCACCUGCUGACCUUUAAAGCCCUAAACGGCCUCAAAGGCCCAGUAGACCUGAAGGAGUGUCUGUCCGGACACUGAGGUCCAGCUCCGAGGGCCUUCAGGCGGUUCCCUCCCUGCGAGAAGCCAAGUUACAGGGAACCAGGCAGAGGGCCUUCUCGGUGGUGGCACCCACCCUGUGGAACGCCCUCCCUUCAGAUGUCAAGGAAAUAAACAACUAUCUGACUUUUAGAAGACAUCUGAAGGCAGCCCUGUUUAGGGAAGCUUUUAAUGUUUGACGCAUUACUGCAUUUUAAUAUUCUGUUGGAAGCCGCCCAGGGUGGCUGGGGACGCCCAGCCAGAUGGGCCGGGUAUAAAUAGUAAAUUAUUAUUAUUAUUAUUAUUCGAAUCCUGCUUUCUGGGUUUCCCAUUGCAGUGUCCGGUUGGCCAGGAUGCUGGCCUAGCUGGGGCCCUGAUCCAGCGAGCUCUUCUUGCAUUCGCAAAACCCUUUCCCAUCUUGACUCCCAUGGUCCUCUGCUCAAGUCGCGCUUUUGAGACCCCCCUCCCCUUCCAACAUGGGGGAGAAAGGGUGGGCGGGGGGCUUGCUCAAACAAAGGGCCCUUUUGUUUUCUCGGGAGACCUUGGCAGAGGCAGAGAGCCCUAUUCAGGUAUCCAUCCCUUUGCCACCAUGAACCAAGAAUUUUUUUCGUGAGCUGGGGGAUGCAAACACACACACACCCUGGUUUGCAUUGAGGGGAGCUGGGGGGGUUGUUAGCUUUAGCCGGAUCAGGUCCCUGGACCACCUGCAUCCUGCCCUCAAAGUGGCUGACCAGCUGCCCUAAAAUCCUCAAACAGGAUUCGAACCCAAGACCCGCUCUCCCCUCCUGCGGUUUCCAGCAUUCGGUCGCCUUGCUGCCUCCAGUUGUGCAGGACGUAGUAUAGCCAUCCUGGCUAGUAGUUUGUGGACAGCCCUCUCCUUAAUGGCCCUCUUUUUGAAAGUGGCUGCCUCAAGUGGGAGGGAGUUCCGCAGGCUAACUGUGUGCUUCACUUUGCACAACUGAAGCGGGGAGGACUCUCGUGCAGCAGAGUUGCGUCCCCAUGGGGAAAAGGAAAAACCCUCUUCUGAAGCUGCCCGGUUAUUCCUGUGGGAGGGAGUUCCACAGUUGAACGGCGCGUCGGAGAAGGACUUUUUAAAAUAAAAAAUUCCAGAAAGCAGAUAAAGGGGGACAGGGAGGCGUCAGAUGCAGAUGAUGUAAGGGGGGGGCACGUGUGUUGGUGAAAUGGUGGGAGUUGUCUUCCUAGCCCUGGGCGGUGGCGGCAGCCGCAGAGCCUGUUUGAGGAAAUGACGCGAGUCCGGCUUUUUAUAAAUAUGCCGCCACCGAGUGACCACCUUUGACCCUUUGGGAGUCAGCGCCGUUCCCAGAACCUCGUGCAAUUGUGCGAGGGGAGAGGGAACGGGAAUUGGCUCAGCGUUUUUUUCCCCUUUUUGGUCUGUGUGAAAAAACAAGAUCAGGGGUUUUGUGGGUGUGGAUUUCAGCCCGGAUUUCUGGACCACCUGGCUGGCAAGGUGCAUAGAUAGAUAGAUAGAUAGAUAGAUGAUAGAUAGAUAGAUAGAUAGAUAGAUAGAUAGAUAGAUUUUUGUUGUUGUUUAGUUGUCUAGUCAUGUCCGCCUCUUCCUGACCCCCUGGACCAGAGCACGCCAGGCACUCCUGUCUUCCACUGCCUCCCGCAGUUUGGUCAAACUCAUGCUGGUCGCUUCCAGAACACUGUCCCACCAUCUCGUCCUCCGUCGUCCCCUUCUCCUUGUGCCCUCCAUCUUUCCCAACGUCAGGGUCUUUUCCAGGGAGUCUUCUCUUCUCAUGAGGAGGCCAAAGUCUUGGAGCCUCAGCUUCAGGAUCUGGUCCUUCCAGUGAGCACUCAGGGCUGCUUUCCUUCAGAAUGGAGAGGUUGGAUCUUCUUGCAGUCCAUGGGACUCUCAAGAGUCUCCUCCAGCACCAGAAUUCAAAAGCAUCCAUUCUUCGGCGAUCAGCCUUCUUUAUGGUCCAGCUCUCACUUCCAUACAUCACUACUGGGAAAACCAUGGCUUUUACUAUACGGACCUUUGUUGGCAAGGUGAUGUCUCUGCUUUUAAGAUGCUGUCUAGGUUUGUCAUCGCUUUUCUCCCAAGAAGCAGGCGUCUUUUAAUUUCGUGGCUGCUGUCACCAUCUGCAGUGAUCAUGGAGCCCAAGAAAGUAAAAUCUCUCCCUGCCUCCAUUUCUUCCCCUUCUAUUUGCCAGGAGGUGAUGGGCCCAGUGGCCAUUAUCUUCGAUUUUUUGAUGUUGAGCUUCAAACCAUAUUUUGCGCUCUCCUCUUUCACCCUCAUUAAAAGGUUCUUUAAUUCCUCCUCACUUUCUGCCAUCAAGGUUGUGUCAUCUGCAUAGGUAGAUAGAUAUUACAUGAAGCAAAUUCUCUUGGGAAUUUGCACCCUUUAAAAAUGAAUUGCACCCAACAUCUGCGGCUGUCACUCAGUGAGAAGGUACAAUUUUAAAAAGGGGACCUUUGGCAGCAACGGCAGCAGAGACGCUCUCUCUUGUUUAAGAUGCAAUUUUGUUCCCUUCCGAAUGCCUGUUUUAAAUGCCUAUUCCGCGUCUGACCUCCUUUAACAAGGUUUUGUUUUGAAACGGUUUUAAGUGCUGGGGCGAUGAGCCUGCUGGCGCGUUUGCCAAGCUAAGCAGGGUCUGGCCCGGUUUAACAUUAGAUGGGAGACCGUGUGUUGAGAUUGCUCCAUUGCAGGGGGGUUGAUCUGGAUGACCCUCCGGUGUCCCUUCCAGGUCUGCGAUUCUAGGAAGGAAUAAUACUUCAUUGCUGUUGUUAAUAUUGCUGCGUUCAUUGUGCACUCCCAUCUUCCUUUGCAAUGCCUUGCUUCUGAACACUUUUAAGGUAACGUCUUGCGGCUUCCUCGUGAGGAGGAGACGGGAAUGAAGCUCUGAUCUGCUCCUCCUUCAGAGGACCCAGGCGUCCUGGAUUCACAGAUUCCACCCCCCAAAAAAAUGCCCCAUGCUCCUGCUCCCCCCAUUUUUUCCAAACUCAACAGGUGGACAGGCAGAUUUAUAAACCGCGAGGCUUUUAACAUGUCUUAAAAGACACGAAGAAUAAAGAAAACACAAACCCCUGCAAAGAAAAAAACCUUCCUGACUUGCAUUUCCUCAAGCAAGCAGGCAUCUGAAUCGAUAACAUUGGAGAUAUCUUGGCUCACGACCUGAUUCAAGAGACUCUUUUAAAGCGUUAAAUUUCAUUAAACGUAAAACAAGACGAACGGCGUACGUAUUCCAGCGAAAGGGAGGCAAACUCACAGGUCAGGGAUACAGGGUCAGGAAAUGAAAGAUAUAAAGAGAAAUGUUAAAAGGGAUAUUUAGCGGGAUAGAUAAGAGCCUAAACAGCGGAUCUAGAACUCUUGUAAUCAAAACCAUCGCCGGAUGAAAUCAUAUUUUGGAUGCAAUUUGCCAUCUGUGCGGAUGCGUUGCUAAAUAAACCACAGAAAGUCUGCCAGCACCCAUUAUUAUGAUUAUUAAUUAUUAUUAUUGGUUAGUAAUAUGACGUCUGUUGCUUCACCAGCAGGUGCCCCGGGAGGGAUGCGGCAGUUUAAAAUUCAGAAUUAGAAACCGUUAAAAGAAAUUGCAGUCUUGGGAAUUGGCGUGGGCCUUGAAAAACACACUAUUCACUGGUGACCAAUUGGGGUGAAGAUGGGCGACUCCAGCGUUUGCCAAAAGCAAAUAUAUUUUUAUAUAUGUUGGGGCAACUUAGAUGGGCAGGGUGCGAAUAAUAAAAUAAUCACUCUCAUCGUUAAUGAUUAUAAUAAUUUGCACCUUAGGCAGUGAGAUCAGUGACUGAUCUGUAACGCCGAACCUCAAAACGUCAACAUUUAUUGUCCCGGCGAUUUGCCCUUUUAACGAGAAACGCAAACUUUCCCGAAGGUUGAGAUUUAAGGGAUUUAGAUGGCUUGUUUUUUACUAAGAUAACAUUUUGACCCUGAAAGCCUGUUGACCCGUAAUCCCCAAAUCCGCAUUAGGGCAGUGGCUUUAUAGGAUGUGCGCAAGCUUCCCAGUUACACAGAACUCUUCUUAUACAUCAUUUUUUAUUAAUUUUAACGUAUCGUUUUCAACAAUAAGUAAACAUACUUAUACAUCGUAUACAAAUUUUUGGACUUCCAUCAAUCUCGUCUGAAAAUUUUCCAAUCUAAUCACUUAAUAUACAUUUCUUAUUUUCCCUAUUACUUUUAAAUCUCAUGACUAAUAUAUCUGUUCUUUUCCAGUUUGUAACGUGUCAUAGGUUUUUCCUUAUAAAACUUCUUGUAGUCCUACUAGCGUAAUUUGUUGAUUACAAUUGCUCUUCAAAUAAUUCAUAUACUUCUUCUGUGAAUCUCUGGUCCCGCAGGUUUCAAAUCCUUCCUCUCAUUUUGCCCAAUUCUGCGUAGUCCAUUAAUUUUGUCUGCCAUUCUUCCUUUGUCGGAAUUUCUUCUUGCUUCCAUUUCUGGGCUAACAACACUCUUGCCGCUGUUGUUGCAUAUAAAAUCAAUUUACCAUCUUGCCUAUUAAUAUCCUGACUGAGUAAAAAAGGCUUCUGGUUUUUUAAAAAAUGUAUAUUUCAACAUCUUUUUCAUCUCUUUAUAUAUCAUUCCCCAGAAGUCCUUUACUUUUUUACAUUCCCACCACAUAUGAUAAAAUGUUCCUUCUUUUUCUUUACGUUUCCAACAUUUGCUAUUUGUCUUAUACAUUUUAGCUAAUUUCACAGGUGUCAUAUAAUAUAAUAAUAAUAAUAAUUUAUUAUUUAUACCCUGCCCAUCUGGCUGGGUUUCCCCAGCCACUCUAGGCGGUUUCCAACAAAACACUAAAAUACAAUAACCUAUUAAACAUUAAAAACUUCCCUAAACAGGGCUGCCUUCAGAUGUCUUCUAAAAGUCAGGUAGUUGUUUAUUUCCUUGACAUCUGGUGGGAGGGUGUUCCACAGGGCGGGUGCCACCACCGAGAAGGCCCUCUGCCUGGUUCCCUGUAACUUGGCUUCUCGCAGGGAGGGAACCGCCAGAAGGCCCUCGGAGCUGGACCUCAGUGUCCGGGCUGAAGGAUGGGGGUGGAGACGCUCCUUCAGGUCUACUGGGCCUUUGAGGCCAUUUAGGGCUUUCAAGGUCAGCACCAACACUUUGAAUUGUGCUUGGAAACAUCUUGGGAGCCAAUGGAGGUCUUUCAGGACUGGUGUUAUGUGGUCUCCCAGUCCCCAGUCUAGCUGCCGCAUUCUGGAUUAGUUGCAGUUUCCAGGUCACCUUCAAAGGUAGCCCCACGUAGAGCACAUUGCAGUAGUCCAAGCGGGAGAUAACCAGAGCAUGCACCACUCUGGCGAGACAGUCUGCGGGCAGGGAGGGUCUCACCCUGCGUACCAGAUGGAGCUGGUAAACAGCUGCCCUGGACACAGAACUGGUCUGUGCCUCCAUGGACAGCGGUGAGUCCAGAAUGACUCCCAGGCUGCGCACCUGGUCCUUCGGGGGCACAGUUGCCCCAUUCAGGAACGGAGUCCCCCACACCUGCCCGCCUCCUGUCUCCCAAAAACAGUACUUCUGUCUUGCCAGGAUUCAACCUCAAUCUGUUAGCCGCCAUCCAUCCUCCAACUGCCUCCAGACACUCACACAGGGCCUUCACUGCCUUCACUGGUUCUGAUUUGAAAGAGAGGUAGAGCUGGGUAUCAUCCGCAUAUUGAUGGACACCCAGCCCAAACCCCCUGAUGAUCUCUCCCAGCGGCUGCAUAUAGAUGUUAAAAAGCAUGGAGGAGAGGACACAUAUACCAUCUAUACAUCGUUUUCAUCAUAUUCUCCAGUUACACAGAACUCCUCAUCAAGAGGUGACAAAGAGUUCUGUGGCGCUCAAAAGCUUGCAAAACGAUUUGGUGGCAAAUAAACUCAAGUGCUAUACAAAGCAGGGCCAGUAAAGGGUGUUGGCUACUAGGGGAGGCAUCCGAGGGCCAGGUGGGGAAUGGCAUUCGGCCCCCCGGGACUGUAGUUCCCGCAUUCCUCUGUAGAUCAUUAACCCCUUCUGGUUCUCUCCGUCGCAACGUUCUGUGCAAGUCGAAUCCUGGCAAAAAUAAAAUAAUGAAUGUCAGAAUUCUCAGCUUUUCUGUCUCUCUUUCUUUCUUUUUGAAUUUGCAUUUUAUUUAUUUGUUAACAUUCUUAUAUUACAUCGGUAAACGUUGUCCUAUUACAUUACAGGACUUAACUAUAAUUUCCAACAUGUGUACAAAAAUUAUAUACAAAUUUUAUAUACCGGUACCUAGAAAGAAGAUGAAACAAAAAAAGGAGAAAAUACGAAAAAAAAUUGCCCCCCAAAAUCAUAUACCCACCAACACACUAAACUUCCUGUCUUUCCUGUUGUAUAUUCCUUUUUUUACAAAUGAAUGUUCUCUUGUUAUUGUAUGUAUCUUUACAUAUUAUCUAAUAUGUUCCUAUAUCAAUAUGUGCUCUUAGUCUUGUUUCUCAACUCGGUCUCACUCCAACAUCAAUCAAAUCCUGUCUCUCUCUCUCUUUCAGAGAGUCUUAUGAACACCAAGUUGGAGACAGUGGACCUUCGAUGGAUGACGUAUCCUGCGGAUGGGCAGGUGAGGCAGCGGGAAGGUGGGAUAAUAAUAAUAAUAAUAAUAAUAAUAAUAAUUUUAUUUUAUUUAUACCCCACCCUUCCCGGUUCAAAAACCGGGCUCAGGGCGGCUAACAACAAAUUUAAAACACUUUUAAACACUCAAUUAUAAAAGCAGCAUAAAACAUGUAUGAAAACGUGAAUAACAAUAACAUUCAAAAAUCAAUAGAUAAUCAAAGUCCCUGACCUCCCUCGGGUCCAGUUGCCUCAUGUCUUCCGUCAGCUCAGAGAGUCGGGGCCAAGGUCUGCUAGGUGGGUGGGAAGAAAUAAUAGAAAUAAUCAUAGCCCAAUCGCCUGCCUGGCAGGAAACCCUGAGGCAGAAAGUUUUUUAUUAUAAAUGUGAAACUUCCCAGCUUUUGGAAAGGGAGUGUGGGGAAAGCAGGUUGAGAAACCCAGAGGCCGUUACCGUAUUUUUCGCUCUGUAGGACACACUUUUCCCCGCCAAAAAUGAAGGGGAAAUGUGUGUGCGUCCUAUGGGGCGAAUGCAGGGGGGAGGCAGGCAGGAAAAGCCCCCCACAAGCUCCGCGCGGCUCUUGCGGGUUUUUCCCCAGGAGGGAGAAGGGACUGAUGCGGCCAGUCAGUCCCUUCUCCCUCCUCGUAGAAAAGCCCACAGGAGCCGUGCGCUCCUUAAAGGGUGCGUGGCUCCUGUGGGCUUUUGCGGGAGGUGGGGGUAUUGCCAUAGCCGCGCGCAGCCUCACCAGCCGGAGAGGUUGCGCGGGGCUAAAGAAGCCAUAGCCGUGCGCAGCCUCUCCCUGCUGGACAGGCUGUGCAUGGCUAUGGCAGAAGCCAAGACAGCCAGCGGGAUGGAUCCCGCUCGCUGUCUUGGCUUCUUUGCUCUUUGGGGCUGGGGGGGGGGGGAAUCUGGGCUUCCCUGGCAGCUCCAAGAAGCUCGCGGAGCAGCGGGAAGGCUGCGCGCCUUUCCGCUGCUCCCCGACCUGCUCUUUGGGGCUGGCGGUGGGCUUCCGCACACCAGCCCCAAAGAGUAGGUUGAAAGGAACCUGAAGCCUCCAGAGCGCAGCGGAAACUCCCGCCGCGCUCCGGAGGCUUCGGGUUGCCUUCACUGAAGCCUGGAGAGUGAGAGGGGUCGUUGCGCACUGACCCCUCUCGCUCUCCGGGCUUCCAAGGUAGCCGCCUGAAGGCGACUGAACGCACCUUGAACGGCACCUUGUUUUAGAGGGGGAGAACAAGAAAAAAAUAUUCUCCCCCUCUCUGCGCAGCGCCUCCUGCCGCUUCGCUGAAGGGGCGCUGGGCAGAGAGGGGGAGAGUUUUUUUUCCUUGUUCUCCCCCUUCUGAAACGAGGUGCGUCCUAUGGUCCGGUGCGCCCUAUAGAGCGAAAAAUACGGUAAUUCUCGUCAUUUGUGGUGUGCGGCAGCAGGUUUAGGAACAGAAUUGGAAGCGGGGUAAACAGGAGUGCCUCUGGGGGUAUACAGAGCGCGUUUGGGACUGGAAUUGGAAGCGGGGUGAACAGGAGUGCCUCUGGGUGUAUACAGAGCGCGUUUGGGAUCGGAAUGGGAAGCGGGGUAAACAGGAGUGCCUCUGGGCGUAUACAGAGCGCGUUUGGGAUCGGAAUGGGAAGCGGAGUGAACAGGAAUGCCUCUGGGCGUAUACAGAGCACGUUUGGGAUCGGAAGUGGAAGCGGGGUAAACAGGAAUGCCUCUGGGUGUAUACAGAGUGCGUUUGGGAUCAGAAUGGGAAGCGGGGUAAACAGGAGUGCCUCUGGGUGUAUGCAGAGUGCGUUUGGGACUGGAAUGGGAAGCGGGGUGAGCAGGAGUGCCUCUGGGUGUAUGCAGAGUGCAUUUUCCUCUGGUCCUGAGUGACUGCAGCCCUUCCAGAUCUCAAAAUCCCCUCUGUAACUUGGAGCAGGGCUUUCAGCGUGGCUCUUGCUGGGUGGAUCAGCAUUCCUGUUGGGAUCUGGCCGGCGCCUGCUAUCUGCUCCUUCUGGAAACAAUUGGAGACUUUUUUUUAUUAUUCCAACAAGCUUUCGCAGCUGAACGAAUGUUUCUCUGCUGCGUUUUCUGCUGUUUUUAAAAACUCCCCUUCUCUAUAAACUGUUGCAUGCAAUUCUUUUUAUUUGCAUCUCGUGCGUCGCCUCGAGAUCUGUAUGUUUGUGGGAGGCGAGGAAAUAAUAGAACAGCAGAGCUGUAGGGUUGGAAGGGGGCCAGCGGGUCAUCUAGACCAACCCCCUGCAAUACUAAUAAUUUUUUUUAAUUUUUUUUUAAAGAUCUGGGUCAGGGCAAAGUGGGACCCAUCUAGUCCAGCAUCAUACUGGCCAAACAGAGGCCAGUUAUAGGAAGCCCACAAACAGGACUUGUCAGCCAAUGAAGCUGAACAUAAAAUCCUCUUUUAAAGCCCUCCGAAUCGGUUUAUUGCAGGGUGUGUUCGUUAGGCUUUCAGAUCGCUGAACGGUUAAAAGCACAGUUUAAAGAUGAAGCCAGAUUAUUAAAAACAGCAGCUCAAAUCUCAGAACAAAAGAAAUAACGCUCCAGACGUAGAUGGGUCGGGAUUUAACUGUGAGCAGCCCAGGAAACGAGAAGAAAAAGGGAGUUUUUUGGCACCCUGAGAAGAGCUUCCCCAACAUGGCGCCUUCCAGUAGGUUUGGACUACAACUCCCAUGGGCCUUUGCAUCGUACGGCUGUGCUGGCAGGGGCUGAUGGGAAGUGUAGCCAUAAAUGGCCGUGCUGACAGGGGAUGAUGGGAAGUGUGGCCCCAAUGGCCAUGCUGACAGGGGCUGAUGGGAAGUGUAGCCAUAAAUGGCCGUGCUGACAGGGGAUGAUGGGAAGUGUGGCCCCAAAUGGCCGUGCUGACAGGGGAUGAUGGGAAGUGUGGCCCCAAUGGCCUUGCUGACAGGGGCUGAUGGGAAGUGUGGCCCCAAUGGCCGUGCUGACAGGGGCUGAUGGGAAGUGUGGCCCCAAUUGCCGUUCUGACAGGGUCUGAUGGGAAGUGUGGCCCCUAUGGCCUUGCUGACAGGGGCUGAUGGGAAGUGUAGUCUCAAUGGCCGUGCUGACAGGGGCUGAUGGGAAGUGUAGUCUCAAUGGCCGUGCUGACAGGGGCUGAUGGGAAGUGUGGCCCCAAUGGCCGUGCUGACAGGGGCUGAUGGGAAGUGUGGCCCCAAUGGCCGUGCUGACAGGGGCUGAUGGGAAGUGUGGCCCCAAUGGCCGUGCUGACAGGGGCUGAUGGGAAGUGUGGCCCCAAUGGUCUUGCUGACAGGGGCUGAUGGGAAGUGUGGCCCCAAUGGCCGUGCUGACAGGGGCUGAUGGGAAAUGUAGUCUCAAUGGCCGUGCUGACAGGGGCUGAUGGGAAGUGUGGCCCCAAUGGCCGUGCUGACAGGGGCUGAUGGGAAGUGUGGCCCCAAUGGCCGUGCUGACAGGGGCUGAUGGGAAGUGUGGCCCCAAUGGCCGUGCUGACAGGGGCUGAUGGGAAGUGUGGACCCAAUGGCCGUGCUGACAGGGGCUGAUGGGAAGUGUGGCCCCAAUGGCCGUGCUGACAGGGGCUGAUGGGAAGUGUGGCCCCAAUGGCCGUGCUGACAGGGGCUGAUGGGAAGUGUAGCCAUAAAUGGCCUUGCUGACAGGGGCUGAUGGGAAGUGUGGCCCCAAUGGCCGUGCUGACAGGGGCUGAUGGGAAGUGUGGACCCAAUGGCCGUGCUGACAGGGGCUGAUGGGAAGUGUGGCCCCAAAUGGCCGUGCUGGCAGGGGCUGAUGAGAACCGUUUUCCAAAAUGGCCGUGCUGACGGGGCUAAUUGGAUCCGUGGCCCAAAACAUCGAGAAGGCCACCGGCUUGGGUUGCUCUGAACACCCGACACACUUUCAAAAUGUCCUCUCUCUCUCUCUCUUUGUGGCAGUGGGAGGAGCUGAGCGGGCUGGACGAGGAGCAGAACAGCGUCCGCACCUUCGAGGUGUGCGGCGUCCGCUCCCCGAACCAGAACAACUGGCUGCGCACCACCUUUGUCCCUCGCUCGGGGGCCACGCACGUCUACGCCGAGCUGCGCUUCACGGUGGUGGAGUGCUUCUCCAUCCCGCAGGUCACGCGCUCCUGCAAGGAGACCUUCAACGUCUUCUUCUACGAGGCCGACCGCGACCUGGCCACCGAGUCCUUCCCGCCCUGGAUGGAGAACCCCUACGUCAAGGUGGACACGGUGGCGGCCGAGCACCUGACGCGCAAGCGAGCGGGCAUGGAGGCCUCCGGGAAGGUCAACGUCAAGACCCUCAAGAUCGGACCCCUCUCCAAGGCCGGCUUCUACCUCGCCUUCCAGGACCAGGGAGCUUGCAUGGCUCUGCUCUCUGUCCGACUCUUCUACAAGAAGUGUCCCGCUGUCACCGUCAACUUCACCCUCUUCCAGGAGACGGUGCCCCGCGAGCUGGUCAUGCCAGUGGCCGGCCGGUGCGUGCCCAACGCCGUCAAGGUCAGCGCCCGGCCACUCAGCAUGUACUGCCGCGAGGACGGGGAGUGGGCCGAACAGACCGUCACCGACUGCACCUGCGCGGCCGGACACGAGCCGUCCGAGGAGAACACCAAGUGCCGAGGUGAGGAUGCCCCGCAGAGGAGGAGCGUCGUUAUGAUUAUUACAGUGGUACCUCCAGUUGGGGACGCAGGUGGCGCUGUGGGUUAAACCACAGAGCCUAGGGCUUGCUGAUCAGAAGGUUGGCGGUUCAAAUCCCCGUGACGGGGUGAGUUCCCGUUGCUCAGUCCCUGCUCCUGCCAACCUAGCAGUUCGAAAGCACACCAGUGCAAGUAGAUAAAUAGGUACCACUCCGGUGGGAAGGUAAACGGCGUUUCCGUGUGCUGCUCUGGUUCGCCAGAAGCGGCUUAGUCCUGCUGGCCGCAUGACCCGGAAGCUGUACGCCGGCUCCCUCGGCCAAUAAAGCGAGAUGAGCGCCGCAACCCCAGAGUCGGUCACUACUGGACCUAAUGGUCAGGGGUCCCUUUACCUUUACCUCUGGUUGUGGAUGGGAUCCGUUCCGGAGCUCCGGCUGGAUCCCAAGCUUCCCGCAACCAGAGGUGUUGUUUCUGUGCAUGCGCGAGCGCCAAAACCCAAUACUUCUGUGUUUGCCGCUUUCGCAACCCAAAGUUUACAUUACCCGAGGGUAACGUAAGCCGAGGCAGGACUGUAUUUCGUCAUUGAUCUCAGUUAUAUACGUCUAUCAAUGAUAAUAAUAAUAAUAAUAAUAAUAAUAAUAAUAAUAAUAAUUUAUUUAUACCCUGCGCAUCUGGCUGGGCUUCCCAGCCACUCUGGGCAGUUUCCAAUAAAAUAUUAAAAUACAGUAAUGCAUCAAACACUAAAAGCUUUUCUAAACAGGGCUGCCUUCAGAUGUCUUCUAAAAGUCUGGUAGUUGUUGUUCUCUUUGACAUCUGGUGGGAGGGCCUUCCACAGGGUGGGGGCCACCACCGAGAAGGCCCUCUGCUAUCUAUCUAUCUAUCUACCUACCUACCUACCUACCUACCUACAGGGCACCUCCACACUUGCCCAUGUGCUGUGCCUAGAAAGCACAAGUCCUGACAGUUUCACGCUUGACCCACGCUUUCUAAGCAUGGGUCCAAUGAGUUUCCCCCUUGACCUCCUCUCCUUUCCAAGGGAAAACCCGCUCUUCGUGAUAUAGCAGAACAAAUGGCAAUCUGGGGGAAACCCAGAUUCCUGUUUGCUCUGAUUGAGCACUAAAGAGCAGUUUUUUCCCCAGGAGGGAAAAUGUUGUUUAUUCAAUCUGUAUACAGUGGUACGUUGGUUUACAAACUUAAUCCAUUCCGGAUGUCCGUUCUUAAACCAAAACCGUUCUUAAACCGAGGCAGGCUUUCCCUAAUGAGACCUCCCACCGCCGGUGCCCUUCCACCAUUCGGAUUCCGUUCUUAGACCGAGGCGAAGUUCUCAAACCAAGACACUAUUUCCGGUUUUGCAGAGUUUGCAAACCAAAUCGUUCCUAAACCGGACAGUUCUUAAACCGAGGUACCACUGUACUGCCCUUCGUCAGCAGAUUGCGGGGAAUCUCACAACAUAAAAACACACAGACGGCAAUAAAUAAAUAAAGGAGGCGAGUAAAUGGGAAGCCAGAAAGGUGCAAAGGGGUAGCCAAGACUCUGAGCUCUCGGUGCUGACGCUGUUCAAAGAUGAUGAAGAUUUUAUUUAUUUUAUUUAUGCCCUGCCCGUCUUGCUGUGUUGCCCCAGCUCUGUGUGGCUUCCAACACAUUAUAGGAUGGACUCUGGCUCCCAUCCAGGACUUGCCAUCAUGGGAUCUUCUGGCACACAACUUUGUGAAGUUAAUUAUUGAUUCUAUAACCAAGGACUUCCCUCAAGCCUUUAGGGGGUUUUUUGUGGGGGGGGGGGAUCUGACCUAAAUCUACUGACUGUUGACUUCAAAUGGAUGAAAAAGACUAUUGUGAGACCAAGGGAGAAUACUCUUCUCCCUCCAGGCCAUGAGUCAUAGAAUUGUAGAGUUGGAAGGGACCCCGACGGUCAUCUAGCCCAACCCGCUGCAAUGCAGGAAUGUGUAGCUGUCCCAUACGGGUAUCGAACCUGAAAACUUGGUGUUAUCAGUGCCACGCUAUAAACAUCAUUCUCUAAAUCUCCCGUCGCUGGUUAUGAACUGAAUUUCGCUCCUGCUUUUCAUCGAAGAAGUUCUCAGGUAGUGGUUCUGCCCUCACAUCAACAACCCUGAAGGGUAGGCCAGCACGGGUUCGAAUCCUCGCUCAGCUAUGAAAGAGGGGAUCUUGAGGGGUCAGUCAGGGCCUCUUGGCUUGACCUACUUCACAUAAUAAUAAUUUAUUAUUUGUACCCCACCCAUCUGGCUGGGCUUCCCCAGCCACUCUGGACGGCUUCCAACAAAGAUUAAAAAUACAUUAAAAUGUCACACCUUAAAAACUUCCCUAAACAGGGCUGCCUUCAAAUGUCUUAUAAAUGUCAGGUAGUUGUUUAUCUCUUUGACAUUUGAUGGGAGGGAUUCCCACAGGGCGGGCGCCACUACCAAGAAGGCCCUCUGCCUGGUUCCCUGUAACUUGGCUUCUCGCAGGGAGGGGACCGCCAGAAGGCCCUCGGAGCUGGACCUCCGUGUCCGGGCCGAACGAUGGGGAUGGAGAUGCUCCUUCAGGGAUACUGAGCCUUUGAGGCCGUUUAGGGCUUUCAAGGUCAGCACCAAAACUUUGAAUUGUGCUCGGAAACGUACUGGGAGCCAAUGUAGGUCUUUCAAGACUGGUGUUAUGUGGUCUCAGUGACCACUCCCAGUCCCCAGUCUGGCUGCCGCAUUCUGGAUUAGUUGUAGUUUCCGGGUCACCUUCAAAGGUAGCUCCACAUAGAGCGCAUGGCAGUAGUCCAGGCGGGAGAUAACCAGAGCAUGCAUCACUCUGGACAGUCUGCGGGCAGGGAGGGUCUCAUCCUGCGUACCAGAUGGAGCUGGAAGACAGCUGCCCUGGACACAGAUUUGACCUGCGCCUCCAUGGACGGCAGUGAGUCCAAAAUGACUCCCAGGCUGUGCAUCUGGUCAUUCGGGGGCACAGUUGCCCCAUUCAGGACCAGGGAGUCUCCCACACCUGCCCGCCCCCUGUCCCCCCAAAACAGUCCUUCUGUCUUGUCAGGAUUCAGCCUCAAUUCAUUAGCCGCCAUCCAGCCUCCAGCCUCACAGGGCUGUUGUGAGGAUAAAGCAGAGAGCAGGGCGAGAACAAAGUAUGCUGCCUAGACCUAUUUGGAAGUGAGAUACAAAUCUGUGGCGCGGCCGCAUUGGGAACAUUUGUGUGCAGUUCUGGCUGCCUCGCCUCAAAAGGGAUAUUGUAGAGUUGGAAAAAAUUCAGAAAAGCGCAGCCCACCAUGAUCAAGGGGAUAUGGAGCGACUCAAUACAGUGUUUGGGGACUUUUAGUUUGGAGAAAAGGCGAGGAAUAAUAAUAAUAAUUUAUUAUUUAUACCCCACCCAUCUGGCUGGGUCUCCCCAGCCACCCUGGGCGGCUUCCAACAAAGUAUUAAAAUACAGUGGUCUGUUAAACAUUAAAAGCUUCCCCAAACAGGGCUGCCUUCAGAUGUCGUCUAAAAGUCUGGUAGUUGUUGUUCUCUUUGACAUCUGGUGGGAGGGUGUUCCACAGGGCAGGCGCCACCACCCAGAAGGCCCUGUGCCUGGUUCCCUGUAGCUUUACUUCUCUCAGGGAGGGAACCGGCAGGAGUUGGACCUCAGUGUCCGGGCAGAACAAUGGGGGUGGAGACACUCCUUCAGAUCUACUGGGCCUUUGAGGCCGUUUAGGGCUUUCAAGGUCAGCACCAACACUUUGCAUUGUGCUCGGAAGAGGCAGCUUGAUGGAAGCUUACGAAAGAACAGUGGGUAGAAGAAAGUUUUUCUUACACUCACAUGACACCAUAACUUGUGGGAGCUGAAUGCUGGGAGAUUCAGGGCAAGUAAAAGAAAAAUUCUUCACAGCGCAGAUCAGAGUUAAACUGUGGAACUCCCUGCCACAGGAAUCCAACUUGGAUGGCUUCAAAAGAGGAUUGGGCAAAGGCAUGGAGGAGGCGAGGGCUAGCGAUGGCUACUAGCCAUGGAUGGUUCUGGUCUGCCUCCCAGCGAUUCUUCCGAAUCCCAGUUGCAUGGGGGCUUCCCAGCAGCGCUCUCCUUGCGUUCUUAAGCUACGAUAUCCUUUUUGAGAAGAAGAAGAAGAGACCAGAUCUGCGGGCAGGGUGCCAAAAGGGGCCACCGAAGCUUUAGCAUGUGGAAGAGGCCGCCUUCUUGCGAGGAAGAGAGACCGCAUUCCAGCAUUCCUUGCUUCGUAGAAAACCAGGGCGGCGGAUCAGGCACCAGGAAACGUAAACAGUUUGCAGGGAAGGAGCCACGUCUCAGUCAGAGAGGGAUGUGUGUCUGUUGGCCGCGAUCGCUGUGCUCGCUUUCAGGGACUCAGACAGAUUCCCUCCUCUCGGAGUCUUUUGUCUGGCAACCCAGCCAGAUGGGCGGGGUAUACAUAAUAAAAUUAUUAUUAUUAACAUCAUCAUCACAGCUUCUCCCACACUCUGUCCUUUGACGCCCUAAGGUUCCCCUCUGUGCGAUGCUUUGAAAGCACAAGACUUCUCCUGAAAGCAUCUGGGAACUGUAGUUUUCCCACUUGUGGAGCUACGGUUCCCAGAGAAUCCACAAGCAGGAUUUGAACACAAGACCGGCACUCUCCCUUCCAGUGGUUUCCGUCAACUGGCAUUCGGACGCAUUGCUUUCUGCGACUGUAGAAGUUGCAGAGCAUAGCUACCCCGUAUUUUUCUCUCUAUAAGACGCACCAGACCACAAGACGCACCUAGUUUUUGGAGGAAGAAAAAAAGAGAGAAAAUAUUCUGAAUCCCAGAAGCCAGGACAGCAAGAGGGGUCGCUGCGCAGCGAAGGCAGCAAUCCCUCUUGCUGUUCUGGCUUCUGGGGUAGCUGCGCAGCCUGCAUUCGCUCCAUAAGACGCACACACAUUUCCCCUUACUUUUUAGGAGGGAAAAAGCGAGUCUUACAGAGCAAAAAAUACGGUAUAUUGACAAGUAGCCAUCAAUAGCCCUCUCCUCCUCCAUGAAUUUGCCUGAUCCUCUUUUAAGGCCGUCCAGGUCCAUGGCCACUCCUGCCUACAGUGGCAGGGAGUUCCACAGUCCUGAAUCUCCCAACAUUCAGUUUCAUCGGAUACCCAGGACUUCUAGCAUUGUGAACGUUAGAGGGAAAAAACUUUCUCUAGCCACUUCCAUGCCCCGUUUUGCAAAUUUCCGCCCUGCUGCCUCUCCCCUUCCCUUUUCUCUGAACCCAAAAGCCCCCAAAUGCUGCAACCUGGCAUCGCCCCGGCCCCUUGAUCGAUUCGAUGGCCCUUAUCCGAAACUUCCCCAGCUCUUUCCGCAUCCUUUUUCGGGCGAGGCGACCAGAACAGUGCAGGAAAACAUGCGCCAAAGAAUUGUGCAAAAGCAUUGCAGUUUUAUUUUUUAUCCUUUCCCCGGCGGUCCCUGGCGUGAUUCAAAAGCAGCAAAGGGGUCUGGGAAAAGGGGUCUUUCCCCAAAGACCCCUUGGCCAGCCUCCUUGCUCUCCCAGGAAGCCCACCACUGUUUCAAGGGACCCCCUCUCCUGUCCCCAGCCUUGCAGUUGCUUUCUCUCUUGCCCUCGUUCUCUCUCCUCUGGGUCAGGAAGAACGGGUCUUUGAACUCCGGGGCGGCUGGACGGGGGGCUUGCAAGCCCCCAGGAAUUCCAAAUAUCUGUGGGGUCAAGGGUAACUAACUCCGGCAGGCGGCUGGAGUGGGGUGGGGAGGGAGAGAGUCCUCAACAAGGCCUCUGGGAGUGGGGCGGACUUAGGGGGCAGCCGACAAGAAAGCUGCUGGGACUGUUUCAGCCAUUGUUUACCGCUGCCUUCAUUGUGAAACAUCGUUUUUUCUUCUGCGGAGGGGGGGAAAAGUGUGAAAGUCUCCUAUCUUCCAGGGAUAGCAAGAGUUAUCCUCUACAUUUGUUUAGUGAGGAGUCGAUAACAUUCCUGCUGUUCGGAAUACACUUUUGCCGGGUUUAGCUAGUGUCCGUCCUGGGCAGAUGCCUUUAGUGGCUUUUAACUUGCUUGUUUAUUCCAUUUCAUUAAUCAAUCAUUUCCUUUUUUAAAAAAAAUUAUUAGAUUUUCCACAGUGAUAACACAAACCACAAAGCAGAAUGAUACACAAAAACAGAAAAAGAAAGAGGGGGGGAGGGAACAAUAAACAGAUAAACAAUAACAAACUUAAUUCUUCACAAAUCCAACCUUCUAAACAUCUUGACUGACUUCCUCAAGUCCCUCCCUUCUGAGUUUCCUUGUAAUUAAAAGUAACAGCUUUCCAAUAUCAUUAUUAAACUCAAACAAUUUCCAAUUAUAGUCCAUCUUAUUCACUUUUCUUAACAUUCUAAAUCCCAUUUAUUUAAUUGUAACUUAGUUUAAUCCUAGGCCUAUUUGUUUCUUUCAAGUAAUUUCUAAUUUUUUACAUUACAAUAUUUAUUCAAAUAGUCCUUAAAUUUCCACCGUUAAUCAAUCAUUUCCCGUGGCGCAUCUCUUUGGGCUUUGGCUGUCCUUUCCAAGCGCGUAAAAGGAUCCUGCAGGAUCGGGCCCAUGUUCUUUAGUCGUGUCCGCCUCUUCGUGGCCCCCUGGACCAGAGCACACCAGGCCCUCCUGUCUUCCACUGCCUCCCGCAGUUUGGUCAGACUCAUGCUGGUCCCUUUGAGAACACUGUCCCACCAUCUCCUCCUCCGUCGUCCCCUUCUCCUUGCGCCCUCCAUCUUUCCCAACAUCAGGGUCUUUUCCAGGGAGUCUUCUCUUCUCAUGAGGUGGCCAAAGUCUUGGAGCCUCAGCUUCAGGAUCUGUCCUAUCGUCCCCUUCUCCUUGUGCCCUCCAUCUUUCCCAACAUCAGGGUCUUUUCCAGGGAGUCUUCUCUUCUCAUGAGGAAGUCUUGGAGCCUCAGCUUCAGGAUCUGUCCUUCCAGUGAGCACUCAGGGCUGAUUUCCUUCAGAAUGGAUCGGUUUGAUCUUCUUGCAGUCCAUGGGACUCUCCAGAGUCUCCUCCAGCACCAGAAUUCAAAAGCAUCCAUUCUUCGGCGAUCAGCCUUCUUUAUGGUCCAAUUCUCACUUCCAUACAUUUCCUUCAGAAUGGACAUGUUCUUUAAGAACUUGCCAUAGUUUGCUGUGGUCGACACAGUCAAAGGCUUUUGCAUAGUCAAUGAAGCAGAAGUAGAUGUCUUCCUGGUACUCUCUAGCUUUCUCCAUAAUCCAGCGCAUGUUUGCAAUUUGGUCUCUGGUUCCUCUGCUUCUUCUAAAUCCAGCUUGCACUUCUGGGAGUUCUCGGUUCACAUACUGCUUGAGCCUUCCUUGUAGAAUUUUAAGCAUAACCUUGCUAGGGUAUGAAAUGAGUGCAAUUGUGCGGUAGUUGGAGCAUUCUUUGGCACUGCCCUUCUUUGGGAUUGGGAUGUAGACUGAUCUUCUCCAAUCCUCUGGCCACUGCUGAGUUUUCCAAACUUGCUGGCAUAUUGAGUGUAGCACCUUAACAGCAUCAUCUUUUAAAAUUUUAAAUAGUUCAGCUGGAAUACCAUCACUUCCAUUGGCCUUGUUAUUUGCAGUGCUUUCUAAGGCCCAUCUGGCUUCACUCUCCAGGAUGUCUGGCUCAAGGUCAGCAACCACACUACCUGGGGUGUACGAGACAUCCAUAUCUUUCUGGUAUAUUUCCUCUGUGUAUCCAUAGCCCUCCCUGUAUUCGCCCAGUCCUCUUUGAAAGCCGUCCAAGUCGUUGGCGACCCCGGCCUCCUGUAGCAGGGAGUUCCAAAGUGUAACUGUGCAAUGUUACGAAAAACGACUUCCUUUUAUCUGUCCUCACUGAAAUCUCUAUGGGGCCAUCUAACCCCAAACUCUGCCCUCCAGCUGUUUUGGGACUACAAUUCCCAUCAUCCCUGACCACUGGUCCUGUUAGCUAGGGAUGAUGGGAGUUGUAGUCCCAAAAACAUCUGGAGGGCAGAGUUUGGGGGUGCCUGAUCUAACCCAGGCGUAGGCAAACUAAGGCCCGGGGGCCGGAUCCAGCCCAAUCGCUUUCUCAGUCCAGCCCGCGGAUGGUCCGGGAAUCAGCGUGUUUUUACAUGAGUCGAAUGCGUGCUUUUAUUUAAAAUGCAUCUCUGGGUUAUUUGUGGGGCAUAGGAAUUCGUUCAUUCCCCCCCCCCCCCCAAAAAAAUAUAGUCCGGCCCCCCACACGGUCUGAGGGACAGCGGACUGGCCCCCUGCUGAAAAAGUUUGCUGGCCCCUGAUCUAACCCCCUGCAGCAAAGCAAGAAUCCCUGACAGACAGCCACUUCCUUUUAAAAACCUCCAAUGGUUAUAGAGGGUUGAAAGGGACCCCCAGAGGUCAUCCAGCCCAACCCCAUGCAAUGUAGGAAUCGUAGCUAAAGAAUCCCUGACAGACAGCCGUCCGACCUCUGUUUAAAAGCUUCCAAUGAAGGCGAUCCCACCGCCACCCUCUUAAGGUUAUAGAAUUCUAGGGUUGGCAGGGCCCCUCAGAGAUCAUCCAGCCCAACCCGCUGCAGCAGUGCGGGGAUCGCAGCGGAAGAAUCCCGGAUCGCAGCGGCCAUCCGACCAGCAAGGAUCCUUCUCACAUCCUCUUGUCUCUCCCUCUCGCCCCGCAGCCUGCCCGGCAGGGAUGUUCAAGCCCUCUCAGGGCGAGGGCUUUUGCCAGAGCUGCCCGGCCUUCAGCCAAUCAAACGCCCCGGGAUCCAGCGGAUGCCCUUGCCGCAACGGAUUCUACCGGACGGAGAAGGACCCCGUGACGAAGCCGUGUGCUAGUAAGUGAUGUCAAAGGCGGUGGCAGGGGAGAGCGGUUCGGCGGGAGCUGGGUUCCGGUUCCGGGGGCUAGUAUUUGACCUAUGGAGCUUUCGGUGACUCAGGACCCCCAGCACCUCACGGGCUGGCUCCCCCUACGUGAACCAACCUGGAUGCUGUGAUCUUUGUGUGCUUCCCCCAUGGGAGGUCCAGAGGGUGGCAGCACGAGGACGGGGCCUUUUCGGUGGUGGCCCCUGCUUUUGCGCUGCUCUCCCCAGGAAUGAUGCCCUGGCACCAUCUUUAGGCGCCAGGCAGAAGUUCUUUUUCCAGCUGGACUUUGGGCUUUUAGUGAUCUGUGAGUAGGAUGUCUUUAUCCUGCCUUUCAAAAAUAGGAUUUCUCAGCAUGCCCCAUAUACUCGCACUCGACCGCUUCAUUCUGCAGAACUGGCACUGCUAAAGGUGCGGCCGACUGCCUGUCUUGCAUCUGGAAGAAAUUGAUAUUUUAGUGUGGAACUCUUUUUGGCGCCUGCUAAAAGCAGCCAUGUAGAAUGGCACUGGAUGUUUUGUCUGUAGUUUAUUGCUGUUUCUCAUCUUUCAAACGGUUUUAGGAGUUCCUUUUCCGUAUAACUUAUCGUUUUACUGUCUCUCGGGCUUUAAAACAGAAAACCAAACAAGGGGUAUUGAAAUUUUGGGUGUUUUCCUCUUUCCUUUUGGUCCUAACGUUGGUUUUAAUGUGCUUUGCUUCUUUGUUGAAAGUUACUUUUUGGGGGGAAAGGGGGAAAAAAGCAAAUGAGCUUAAUAAAAAAUAAAACAAUCAAAAGCAGCUGGAGGGCAGCAGGUUGAUAGGAGAGUUGGAUGGGAUCCCCAAAGGUCAUCCAGACGAACCCCCUGCGAUGCAGGAAUCUCAGUUAGACCAUCCUGGCAGAUGGACACCUGACCUCUGUUUGAAAACCUCCAAGGAAGGGAGUCCAUUCCGCUGCAAAACAGCUCUCGCCGUCAGAAAGGGACACCCAGGGGUCAUCUAGCCCAACCCGCCUGCAACGCAGAGGGUUCAAGUUUGCUUUGUUUGGAGCAGGGCUGCCCUGGGGUAGGUCGGGGUCCCCCCAUCCUGACCAUUGCCUCUUUCCCUCCCUCCCUUCCCCGCAGAAGGCCCGUCCAAGCCCCGCAGCCCCGAGGCCAAGAUCAACGGCUCGGUGGCCGUCCUGAAGUGGAGCGAGCCCCUCGAGAACGGCGGCCGCGACGACGUGGCCUACCACGUCACCUGCUCCGAGUGCCCUGAGAAGCAGCCGUGCCGGCCCUGCUCCCGCCUGGCUUACGCCCCCCGGUCCAGGGGGCUGUGGGAGCGCUCGGUCACCGUGGAGGGACUACAGCCCUACAUCAACUACCUCUUCCGGAUCCAAGCCGUCAACGGCGUCUCCGAGAUGAGCCACAACCCGCCGGCCUCGGAGUCCAUCAACGUGACCACCAACAAGGACGGUCAGUCGCUCUCGCAGCCGGAACGGCGCAGGAAUGCUUUAUUAUUUAUACCCCACCCAUCUGGCAGGGUUUCCCCAGCCACUCUGGGCGGCUUCCAACAAAAAUUAAAAAUACAUUAAAAUGUCACCCAAUAAAAACUUCCCUAAACAGGGCUGCCUUCAGAUGUCUUCUAAAAGUCACAUAGUUGUUUAUUUCCUUGACAUCUGCUGGGAGGGCGUUCCACAGGGCAGGGGCCACCACCAAGAAGGCCCUGUGCCUGGUUCCCUGUAACCUCACUUCUCGCAGGGAAGGAACUGCCAGAAGGCCCUCGGAGCUGGACCUCAGUGUCCGGGCAGAACGAUGGGGGUGGAGACGCUCCUUCAGGUCUACUGGGCCUUUGAGGCCGUUUAGGGCUUUCAAGGUCAGCACCAAUACAGUGGUACCUCUGGUUAAGUACUUAAUUCGUUCCGGAGGUCCAUUCUUAACCUGAAACUGUUCUUAACCUGAAACACCACUUUAGCUAAUGGGGCCUCCCGCUGCCGCUCCGCCGCCGGAGCCCAAUUUCUGUUCUUAUUCUGAAGCAAAGUUCUUAAACUGAAGCACUAUUUCUGGGUUAGCAGAGUCUGUAACCUGAAGCGUAUGUAACCUGAAGCGUAUGUAACCCGAGGUACCACUGUACUUUGAAUUGUGCUUGGAAACGUCCUGGGAGCCAAUGUAGAUCUCUCAGGACCGGUCUUAUAUAGUCUCGGCAGCCGCUCCCAGUCCCCAGUCUAGCAGCCGCAUUCUGGAUUAGUUAUAGUUUCCGCGUCACCUUCAAAGGCAGCCCCACGUAGACCGCAUGACAGUAGUCCAAGCAGGAGAUAACCAGAGCAUUCUCCACUUUGGCCAGACAGUCCGUGGGCAGGGAGGGUCUCAUCCUGUGUACCAGAUGGAGCUGGGAGACAGCUGCCCUGGACACAGAACUGACCUGCGCCUCCAUGGACAGCGGUGAGUCCAGAAUGACUCCCAGGCUGCGCACCUGGUCCUUCGGGGGCACAGUUGCCCCAUUCAGGACCAGGGAGUCCUCCACACCUGCCCGCCUCCCGUACUUCUGUCUUGUCAGGAUUCAACCUCAAUCUGUUAGCCGCCAUCCAUCCUCCAACUGCCUCCAGACACUCACACAGGACCUUCACCGCCUUCGCUGGUUCCGAUUUGAAAGAAAGAUAGAGCUGGGUAUCAUCUGCAUAUUGAUGGACACCCAGCCCAACCCCCCUGAUGAUCUCUCCCAGCAGCUGCAUGUAGAUGUUGAAAAGCAUUGGGGAGAGGACAGAACCCCUAGGCACCCCACAAGUGAGAGCCCAGGGGUCUGAACAUUCAUCCCCCCCACCACUUUCUGGACACAGCCCAGGAGGAAGGAGCGGAACCACUGUAUGACAGUGCCCCCAGCUCCCAGCCCCUCUAGACGGUCCAGAAGGAUGUUGUGGUCGAUGGUGUCAAAGGCUUCUGUUGCUGGACCCAAGACGGAUGGGAGCUGUAGCUUUGGGUUCCAGCGCUACGUGCGAGAGAGACCGCAGGAAGCCUCCUAGGGGCUGCCUCAUCGCCCGUGGCUCACGCAGCCCCCUAUUUUCUCUCCCCACAGUCCCCCAGCCCGUCUCCGAAAUCCAGCAAACAUCUGCCAGCUCCAGCGCCGUCACUUUGACCUGGCCUCCCGUCCAGCCUCCCACCGGGAGCAUCCUGGACUACGAAGUCAAGUAUUAUGAGAAGGUGAGCAGAAGAGGGGGGAGAGACGUCGGAAGGGACCUCCAGGGGCCAUCCAGCCCAACCCCCUGCGGCGGGGGUGGUGUGUUGGAAGAGGAGCAGUUUUCCGGCACCCUUUCACCACCCCUUUUCCCUCCCAUGCAGAGCGGCGGGGGCACCAUGUUUGUGAAAACGUCGGAGAACCAGGUGACGCUGAGCGGCUUGCGGCGAGGGGCGAUGUACGGGGUUCAAGUCCGUGCCCGCUCGGAGGCCGGGUACGGAACGUUUGGGCCCGAGAAGGCCUUCCAGACCCAGGGAAUGGGUGAGUAAGAGCUCUUAAUAUUAGCCUAUGUUUCUUUCCCAUUUGGAUAAAUCAAUACUUCUUUCUUUUCUUUUUCAUCUUUUUAACUUUUUUCUUACUCUUAUAUUGUGAUGUUUUUUCUUCUGUAUUGAAUUUUUCUGUACUUACCUUCGUUGUAAAUGAUCAUUUACGUCUGUAUUUUAAACCAAUAAAGAUUUUAAAAAGGUAAAGGUAAACAGAUCCCUGACCAUUAGGUCCAGUCGUGACCGACUCUGGGGUUGCGGCGCUCAUCUCGCUUUACUGGCCGUGGGAGCCGGCGUACAGCUUCCGGGUCAUGUGGCCAGCAUGACUAAGCCGCUUCUGGCAAACCAGAGCAGCGCACGGAAACGCCGUUUACUUUCCCGCCGGUGCGGUACCUACGGUAUUUAUCUACUUGCACUUUGAUGUGCUUUCGAACUGCUAGGUUGGCAGGAGCACGGACCAAGCAACGGGAGCUCACCCUGUCGCGGGGAUUCGAACCACCGACCUUCUGAUCGGCAAGUCCUAGGCUCUGUGGUUUAAUCCACAGCACCACCUGCGUCCCUUAAUAAAGAUUUACCAUGGAAGGGAAAAAAAGGAUAAAUCAAGCACAUGGUGGGGUGCAUAUCUGACUAGGGGCUGGUGGGAAUUUCUGUCCAAAAUGGCUGUGGGAUGGUUGGAGCGGAUCGGAACGGUACUCCAAUAUUCCUUACGUAACAGCAGGCAGACCAGUCAUGUCCCCAGGCCCAGUUUAAAAGGCCACGUGGCUCACUCUGCCAAAGUCCUGGCUCUACAGAAGUGUUUCUGCCUGGCGCCUAAAGAUAUGUGAUAAUGUAAAAGCGUUUGGCGAAGGUGUCAGGCGAGCCUCCCCAGGGAGAGCAUCUAACAGAGGGAACGACGGUAUAAAAACAUAAAAAACCAUACAGUCAAAUCCUUAUUGUUAUUUGUGUCCGCCUCUUUGUGACCCCCUGGACCAGAGCACGCCAGGCACUCCUGUCUUCCACUGCCUCCCGCAGUUUGGUCAAACUCAUGCUGGUAGCUUCAAGAACACUGUCCCACCAUCUCGUCCUCUGUCGUCCCCUUCUCCUUGCGCCCUCCAUCUUUCCCAACAUCAGGGUCUUUUCCAGGAGUCUUCUCUUCUCAUGAGGUGGCCAAAGUCUUGGAGCCUCAGCUUCAGGAUCUGUCCUUCCAGUGAGCACUCAGGGCUGAUUUCCUUCAGAAUGGAGAGGUUGGAUCUUCUUGCAGUCCAUGGGACUCUCCAGAGUCUCCUCCAGCACCAGAAUUCAAAAGCAUCAAUUCUUCGGCCAUCAGCCUUCUUUAUGGUCCUGCUCUCCCUUCCAUACAUCACUACUGGGAAAACCAGAGCUUUAAAUCAAAUCAAAUUUAAGUCAAAUCAUAAGGAGCUGGAAAACAGAAGAAUUAAAUGAUGUCAAAAGGCAUCAAAAUUGUUUCUCAUGUUGCAUUUUAAUGAUGUAACGUGCCUUGGGUGCUCAUUUACUCCUGUAAAUCAUCAUAAUUCUGAUAAAUUUCUCUCUGCUCUUCCAACCCCGUAGAGUCAGGAAGCAGCACAGAGAAGCUGGCCCUGAUCGUGGGAACAGCAGCGUUGGGGGCGCUCCUGGUCCUGGCCGUGAUCAUUGUGGCCAUCGUCUGCUUCCGGUAAGGUGCCUUGUCCCAGAGCUGGCCGAGGGGAUGUGAUUAACCGGAGGUUGUGGGAGGGGCUAAAUGGACAGUGGGAGGAGCCAGCUGGAGGGCUGAUGGGAGCCGUACUCCAAAAUUACCGUGCUGGGCAGGGAGGAUGGGAGCUGCAGUCAGGUGCUGGAGGGGCAGAGCGCAAAGGAAAUUCAGACAGUGAUUGACGCCUCCCUUUGGAACGCGGUUGUGGAGGAGGAGCUAAAGGGAGGGAUAGUGGGCGGAGCCACCGAGUUGGCCUUGACGCCAUCUUGUUUCCUCCCUCUGGCAGCCGCCAGGGGUCGUCCAGGUCACGGGAGCAAGAAUACUCCGACAAGCCUGGGCAGUACCUGAUUGGACAUGGUGAGUGAGCGGAGGCGGGCACCGUGGUGAUGUCGGUGGGAGGAGCCUGGGUGGUGGGAGGAGCUAAGGCAGAAAGUCCCGCAAGGGGUGGCAUGUUUGAGUUAGUCCUUUGCCAGCUCCGAAAGCGAAAAUUCCUGACGUGCCCUGGUUUUCGGAUGUAAAAAUGGCAUGGGGGGGGGAGUUUUGCUGAAUUAGCAAAAUGUUGGGAAACUCGGAUGGAUGGCAACGUGAUGGGAAAAGCGGCAGAAACAACUCCCAAAUCUAAAAAUCACUUUUAAAAAGCUCAACAAUUUGGGUUUGUCCCCCCCAAAAAAUGCUCAAUGACUCUGUGGACGUCAGGAAAUAUGGCAACCCUACGAAAGGGGUAUUUUUUUUAAAGCCCUAUACGGCCUAGGACCCUUGUAUCCACGGGACAGCCUCUCCUGGUAUGUCCCAUGGAGGACCAGGGUCUUCAAACAAAAACAUCUUGGAGGUCCCGGGCCACAGGGAGGUUAGGCUGGCCUCAACCAGAGCCAGGGCCUUUUCGGCCGUGGCCCCGAUCUGGUGGAACGCUCUGUCCCAAGAGACUAGGGCCCUGCGGGACUUGACAUCUUUCCACAAGACAGAGCUGUUCCACCAGGCCUUUGGCCAGGGCACAGCCAGACCCCCUCCUUCGGUAAUCCUCAUAGAACUCUAGCCCAAUGGUUGCCAUCAAUUUGAUUCAGAAUUGAUUUUAGAAUGAAUUGAUUUCAGAAUGCUGUGUUAAUUUUAUUGUUGUUAGCUGCUCUGAGCCCGGCUUCGGCUGGGGAGGGCAGGAUGUAAAUAAAUUAUUAUUAUCAUUAUUAUCAUUAUUAUUAUGUUUAUUAUGUUUAUGGUUCCUCCCCUCUCCAGGCACCAAAGUCUACAUCGACCCUUUCACCUACGAAGACCCAAAUGAGGCUGUGCGCGAGUUUGCCAAAGAGAUCGACGUCUCGUACGUCAAAAUCGAGGAGGUCAUUGGCGCAGGUAAGGACCAACACCUUAGGUUGCAGCGGGUUGGGCUGGAUGACCUUUGGGUGUCCCGACCCUUCUAUGAUUCUAAGUCACAGGCGAUCGUAGUUUUGACCUUCACCUGCCUGAGUCUGGCUCCUGCAUCGGGGCCAGGUUUCCUCCCCGCUUCCCCGCGAAAGCCCGGCGGGGGAUCCCCGCCUGAACGGACCCCGAUCUCCCUGCUCCCUCCCCUGAGUCUCUCUUCCCGCAGGCGAGUUUGGGGAGGUUUGCCGCGGUCUCCUGAAAGUGCCCGGGAAGAAGGAAAUCUACGUGGCCAUCAAGACCCUGAAAGGCGGCUACACCGAGAAGCAGCGGCGGGAGUUCCUCAGCGAGGCCAGCAUCAUGGGGCAGUUUGAGCACCCAAACAUCAUCCGCCUGGACGGGGUCAUCACAAACAGUGUCCCUGUCAUGAUCGUCACCGAGUUCAUGGAGAACGGAGCCCUCGACUCCUUCCUCCGGGUAAGGACGGAGGCCGGAGCCAAGAGAGGGCUGGGGGGUGCAGGCCAGAGGGGGUAGGGGUCCCCCGAUACUUGUAAUAAGAAAAGCUCGGGAGGCUUUUGCCCAACCUCACCUUAAUAAUAAUAAUAAUAAUUUAUUAUGUAUACCCCGCCCAUCUGGCUGAGUCUCCUCAGCCACUCUGGGUGGCUCCCAAUCAAGUGUUAAAAGCAGUACAGCAUCAAAUAUUAAAAACUUCCCUGAACAGGGCUGCCUUCAGAUGUCUUUUAAAGAUAGGAUAGCUGCUUAUUUCCUUCACAUCUGAAGGGAGGGCGUUCCACAGGGUGGGCGCCACCACCGAGAAGGCCCUCUGCCUGGUUCCCUGCAAUCUCACUUCUCGCAAUGAGGGAACUGCCAGAAGGCCCUCGGCCUUAACACCUGAAGACAGCCCUGUUUAAAGGUAAAGGUAAAGGGAUCCCUGACCAUUAGGUCCAGUCGUGGCCGACUCUGGGGUUGCGGCGCUCAUCUCGCUUUAUUGGCCGAGGGAGCUGGUCUACAGCUUCUGGGUCAUGUGGCCAGCAUGACUAAGCCGCUUCUGGCGAACCAGAGCAGCGCACGGAAACGCCAUUUACCUUCCUGCCGGAGCGGUACCUAUUGAUCUACUUGCACUGGUGUGCUUUCGAAUUGCUAGGUUGGCAGGAGCUGGGACCGAGCAAUGGGAGCUCACCCCGUCGCGGGGAUUCGAACCACCGACCUUCUGAUCGGCAAGUCCUAGGCUCUGUGGUUUAACCCACAGCGCCACCCACGUCCCAGCCCUGUUUAGGGAAGCUUUUAAUGUUUGAUGCAUUACGGUAUUUUAAUAUUUUGUUGGAAGCCGCCCAGAGUGGCUGGGAAAGCCCAGCCAGAUGAGCAGGGUAUAAAUAAUAAAUUAUUAUUAUUAUUAUUAUUAUUACUGUAAUCUCAAUGGAGGCUUUUUCACCCGAAUUCCCCAAUUUGUCACUUCUUUUGGCUGCAUCGACUCCGAGCAACUGACAAUAUCUUUACGAAACACAUGCAGACAUGGGAAGCAUACAUGAACACGUAGACAAGGAAAGCAUAUAUAAUAUAUAUAAUUAUUUUUGCUUCAUACGCAGCUUGAUGUUUUGGCGGGUGGGUUGUCGAAAACAUCUGGGGAGGGCCUUGAGUCGACGAAGGGUUAAGUUUCCACUGGGCGGGCUGGCUCCCCUAAUGCGGCCUUUCUCAAUCUGGAGGGGUCCCCAGAUGUCGGGACUACAACUCCCAUCAUCCACUGGCCGCGCACGCUAGGGAUGAUGGGCGUUGUAGUCCACCAACAUCCCACGGCUGAGAAAGGCUGACUGUAACUGUUCCUAAGGCUCCUUCCCUGUCUUGCUUUUCCGCAGCUGAACGACGGGCAGUUCACCCCCAUCCAGCUGGUGGGGAUGUUGCGGGGGAUCGCGUCCGGCAUGCGCUACCUCUCUGACAUGAGCUACGUCCACCGGGAUUUAGCCGCCCGCAACAUCCUGGUCAACAGCAACUUGGUCUGCAAAGUCUCCGAUUUCGGCCUGUCUCGCUUUCUCGAAGAGAAUUCGUCCGACCCCACUUACACUAGUUCGCUGGUACGGAAAAUUGGUUUUGUGUUUUCCCGGCUCUCGAUACUAUUCUAUUCUGUUCUGUUCUGUUCUUUAUUUGUUUCAUAAAAUGUGCAUACCGCUUCAUUGCAGAAGGAAACCUCAAAGCGGUUUACCAAAAAAGGACAAAACUAUCGCUAAACGAUGUACAACCAUCAUUUAAAACAUGCAGAAAGUUAAAUGUCAGCAGAGUUGAUGUAAACACGAGCAGUAGGAAAUAACUUAAAGGGAGUAAGAAGGUUAGAUUGGUGAAUAGGUUUGAGAUGGUUACGUGGUAAGACUGCGAUAUAAAAUAAGGAACCGCCUGGGGGGAGGGAGUCAAAGAAGAAGCAGGUUGAAUUUGUUAAGAUUCAAUUUUUGUUGUUGAAAUAUUGUAAAAUGCAAAAAUGGGAACUUUUUUUUUUUAAAGAAAAAUGCAGAAAGUUAACACCGCAGUAGAACAGAGCAAACCAAAUUUAAACACAGGCUUUCUAAACUUCUGGGUAAAAAGGUAAAGAGACCCCUGACCAUUAGGUCCAGUCGUGGCCGACUCUGGAGUUGCGGCGCUCAUCUCGCUUUAUUGGCCGAGGGAGCUGGUCUACAGCUUCUGGGUCAUGUGGCCAACAUGACUAAGCCGCUUCUGGCGAACCAGAGCAGCGCACGGAAACGCCGUUUACCUUCCCGCCAGAGCAGGACCUAUUUAUCUACUUGCACUGGUGUGCUUUCGAACUGCUAGGUUGGCAGGAGCAGGGACCGAGCAACAGGGAUUCGAACCGCCGACCUUCUGAUUGGCAGGUCCUGAGCUCUGUGGUUUAACCUACAGCGCCAUCUGCGUCCCAUUGUGUAUGUAUAAAGGUGAAGGGACCCCUGACCAUUAGGUCCAGUCGUGGCCAACUCUGGGGUUGCGGCGCUCAUCUCGCUUUACUGGCCGAGGGAGCCGGCGUACAGCUUCCGGGUCCUGUGGCCAGCAUGACUAAGCUGCUUCCGGCGAACCAGAGCAGCGCACGGAAACGCCGUUUACCUUCCCGCCGGAGCGGUACCUAUUUAUCUACUUGCACUUUGUGCUUUCAAACUGCUAGGUUGGCAGGAGCAGGGACCGAGCAACGGGAGCUCACCCCGUCGCGGGGAUUCGAACCACCGACUUUCUGAUCGGCAAGCCCUAGGCUCUGUGGUUUAACCCACAGCGCCACCCAUGUCCCUAGGGCUGCCUAAAUGAGAAUUCCUUCGGCAGGCGUCAGAAACAAAACAGUGAGGGCACCUGUCCAGUGUCAUUAGGCAAGGAGUUCCAAAGAUUGAGUUCUUACAGAUGUAGAUGAGGUAUCAGGUGGCAAUUUUAGCAGUGCUGGUUCCCCAGAUCUCAGCAGUCAAAGGGGCGCAUGUGGGAUCAGGUAGCCUUGUAGGUGAACUGGUCCCAAGUUCUUAAGGGCUUUGCAUAAUAGUACAGUGGUGCCUCGCAAGACGAAAUUAAUCCGUUCCGCGAGAGUCUUCGUCUAGCGGUUUUUUCGUCUUGCGAAGCAACCCUAUUAGCGGCUUAACGGAUUAGCGCUAUUAGCGGUUUAGCGGCUAUUAAAGGCUUAUCGGCUUAUCGGAUUAGCUGCUAAAAGGCUAUUAAAGGCUUAACAGCUUAGAUAAAGGGGGGAAAAGCGAAAAAAAAAUCUCAAGAUUCGCAAGACAUUUUCGUCUUGCGAAGCAAGCCCAUAGGGAAAUUCGUCCUGCGAAGCAACUCAAAAACGGAAAACCCUUUCGUCUAGCGGGUUUUCCGUCUUGCGAGGCAUUCGUCUUGCGGGGCACCACUGUAGUUACACCUUGAAUUCGGAACGGCUUUGGGCCAGCGCAGUGAGCGACAGGGCCGAGCGGGAAUUCGAACCUGGGUCUCUCUCAUGUCCUGGUCCACCACUUAAGCUCUGCAUCUCACGAGGAACCCAGGCGUCCUGGGAGACGAGAUGAGGGCCAGCGCCUGGGGUGACUGUGUGUCAGAAGCCUCCGCCGCGCUCCUCUUCUUUCAUUGGUCGAUCCUCCUGAUCUCUCUCCUCAGGGCGGGAAGAUCCCGAUCCGGUGGACGGCCCCGGAAGCCAUCGCCUUCCGCAAGUUCACCUCCGCCAGCGACGUCUGGAGCUACGGGAUCGUCAUGUGGGAAGUCAUGUCGUUCGGGGAGAGGCCAUAUUGGGACAUGUCAAACCAGGAUGUGAGUGCCUCCCCUGCCCUCAUCCAGCCUCCCCUCAUGCCCUCAGAUGUUCUGGACUACAGUUCCCAUCAGCCCCCUGGCCAGUGUGGCCAUUUUGGCCUACAGCUCCCAUCAGCCCCCAGCCAGUGUGGCCAUUUUGGCCUACAGCUCCCAUCAGCCCCCAGCCAGGGCCGCCAUUUUGGCCUACAGCUCCCAUCAGCCCCCAGCCAGGGCCGCCAUUUUGGGCUGCGGCUGGUUGGAGCCUGAUGGGAGUUGUAGUCCCUGCUUUUGAAACCUCUUAUCGGCUUACAGAUAAGCAACCUCUCCCACAAUUUUUUCUCAGCCCGCCGCCCCCCAUUUUAUUUUCUGAUGAUCCUCUUGUCGGAUGGCCCUCGGUUGUUGUUUUUUUUAAGCUGAGGUUCAUGCGUGGCAAUGGGGUUGGACUAGAUGUCCUUCAGGGGCCCCUCCCAUGAUUCUGUGAUUCUGCCCCCCAGGUGAUAAACGCCAUCGAGCAGGACUACCGGCUCCCGCCCCCUACGGACUGCCCCACUUCGCUGCACCAGCUGAUGCUGGACUGCUGGCAGAAGGACCGCAACACCCGGCCCCGAUUCGCCCAGAUCGUCAACUCCUUGGACAAGCUGAUCCGGAACCCGGCCAGCCUCAAGAUCGUCUCGCGGGGGAACGGAGGGUGAGUCCGGAUAAGGCCCCUGCCCUCUUCCCCGGGGAGAUCUGGCCUCGGAAAUUACUGCGCUUGCUGAUUAUUCUGCAUUGGAGUUGCAACUUACCUCUCCUCCAAGGAUAUGUAGUUCUCUUCCACCCCCACUUUAAUUCUCACAACGCCCCUUUGAGGUAGGCUAGGCUGUGGGCAAGUGACUGGCUCCCACAGGCCAAGUGAUUUGACCCCCGCUGUCCUGGGUCCAACGCUCUAACCACUACACCACCGCUGCCUCCCCAAGGAAAUAGCUUCCAACCAGGAGAGGCCAUCGAGGAUUGAACCCGGGACCUUCCGCUCACAAGGCAAAGGCUCUGCCAUUAAGCCGCAGCCCUUCUCUAGGACUCUAUGUGGGGUUGGGGACCCAUAUCUGGGGGCUUGCAGCCACGGUCAGAUUUCAGAGAUGGCCGCCCCGGGAUAAUUGACCAUUGCAGAAUCAUAGAGUUGGAAGGUACAGGCAACUCCCCAUUUACAGGAGGUCAAGGCAUAAUAAUAGUAAUUUAUUAUUUAUACCCCGCCCAUCUGGCUGGGUUUCCCCAGCCACUCUGGCCGGCUUCCAACCAAAUAUUAAAAACAAUACAGCCUCAGACAUUAAAAACUUCCCUAAACAGGGAAGUUUUCCCUGGUGUCUUUUAAAAGUAAAAUACAGUGUCUUUUAAAAGUAAAAUUCCCUGGUGUCUUUUAAAAGUAAAAUACAGUGGUACCUCGGGAUGUGAACGGGAUCCGUUCUGGAACCCCAUUCGCAUCCUGAACAGAAGGUAAGACACGACAGCACGUCGCGUUUCGCCACUUCCGCGCAUGCGCAUCAUGUCAUUUUGACCGUCUGUGCAUGCGCAAGCGGUGAAACCUGGAAGUAACGCGCUCCGUUACCUCCGGGUCUCCACGGAGCACAACACAAAAGCGCUCAACCUGAAGCGUAUUUAUCACGAGGUAUGACCGUAGUUGUUUAUUGCCUUGACAUCUGGUGGGAGGGCGUUCCACAGGGUGGGAGCCACCACCAAGAAGGCCCUCUGCCUGGUUCCCUGUAACUUGGCUUCUCGCAAUGAGGGAACCGCCAGAAGGCCCUCAGUGCUGGACCCAGGUGUCCGGGGUGGAGACGCUCCUUCAGGUCUGUUGGUCCUUUGAGGCUGUUUAGGGCUUUCAAGGUCAGCACCAACACUUUGAAUUGUGCUCAGAAACAUCCAUCGCCUCGAACCCAGAACGGGCACAGAAAGGGACAAAAAUGGCGUCUAGCAAUCCCACCAGCAUUUGAGGUUUUCCAAAGGAUUUUUUGAGGGUUUUCAGAGGGUGCUUGCAGGCUUUUCCCACAGCGUUCCCAAUCCAUUCGAUUUCACGUGCCUUGGAACGUAACCCCCGCGUAAAUGGGAGAGUUCCUUGUUUGUUUGUUUUUCAGCCAGUUAUUUUUUUAGGGGUUUUCCAUAAUUUUUAACAAAUCGUGGUGCAAAUCAGCGCAAAUUUAAUACGGAUUUAAAGGCUGACUUCCGUGAUUCUGUGGCUUCUGUCUCCCUCACCUUCACCACCAUAACCCCACUGAAACGGCUGCUCUCCUCUCUCUCUCUCUCUCCUUCCGCCCCCCAUAAUCUCAGGCCAUCCCACCCCCUCCUGGACCAACGCCUGCCCCAUUACUCCUCCUUCGCGUCCAUCGGCGACUGGCUCCGCGCCAUCAAGAUGGGGCGCUACGAAGAGAACUUCGCCGGCGCCGGGUUCACCUCCUUUGAGCUGGUCAGCCAACUCUCCACCGAGUGAGUGAGCCUGCGGGGCAAGGAGGGUCCCAAAACCCUUGUGGGUGGGGAGACGGGGCAGCGAGUUUGAGAUGCGGCGGUAAUGCCGCUCUGAAAUCGCAUCUGUGGUUCCCGCACAUCGGGGUUGGACUAGAUGACCGCAUGGGGUCCCUUCCAACUGUGGUGACUCCUCUCUCCUCCUCUCUUGGCUUUCCCUCUCCAGAGACCUCCUCCGGAUCGGCGUGACGUUGGCCGGACAUCAGAAGAAGAUCUUGUCCAGUAUUCAGAACAUGCGUGUUCAGAGCAAGUCCGGCUCCUCUUUGGGACCCUACUGACCGUCCAAAAUUAUUGCGUUUUGACUGUUCUUCCCCCUCCUCAAUCAAAUGGUGACGAUUGUGGCCUCUUGACUUGGGACAUCGGCUGCCUCCCUCCUUCCUGCUCGUCUCUCUUAUUUUUCACUUAUUUUUCAGUUUUGGAACAGCGUAUUCCGUGGGGAAUAAUUUGGCUUUCUCUCUCCCCCGCCACGUAUCCUCUCAUCCUUUGGGACAGAAAGGGAUGGAAAGAUAAUUUAACUGUUCAAGCGCGAUGAGGAUAGUCGUUCUUCUUCGUCCUUUUUUUGCCAGUCAAGUUGCCACAAACACAAAGGAGUCGCUUUUGGUACCCGCCGGGCCGCUUUUCAAGAUGGCCGACCGCAGCGCCAACAAAGAUGGCCGCCAAACCCCCAGCGUCUUCCGUCCCUGCCGUUCCAUGGGCCUCGGCGUCUUCGCGUGACCUUCCGUGGUGCCGAAACGUCUGAACGUUGAAAAAGCCAAAGAUGGCCUCCCGACGGCCAACUUUCCCGGACUGCAGUUCACGCCGCAAAAUGGCCGCCCUCCCGCUGUCUUCCGGAGCGGCUGGCCUGUUUGUUGGAGGUUGCAAGGUGGCCGCCUAGUGGGAGGAAUGAGGUGGCGAAGGAAAGGGAAAUGAAAUUCCUUUGCCACCUGGCCUUCAAGAUGGCCACCCCUCUCUGCUUGGUGGCAACAUUUUCAAAAUGGAGGCUGUUGGAUCGCUGUCUUUCUGCCAUUUUGGGGUGCGUUUUAAAAACUUCGGCCCACCAUGGUGCUGUAUGGAGGAUUUGUGUGGGAUGAUCACCAGAGGCCUUAUACAAUUUGUCGUCCGUCCUUUUGGGGUGAUGGGAGGGUGGCCGCCCGUUGUCUACCGAUUUCUGGAAAUGGGGAGCCUUACUUGAAUCUAUAUGGACAUAUUCCAUUAUAAUAAAGGGACGGGGGUCAAGGUUUCUGCACACUUUGAUGUGCAGCCCCUGACUCUCCCCGUCCUGAAAGCCAAAGAGGGACUGUCAUUGGCAUGCCGCGAGGAGUGCCGCAUUCGCCAGAGUGCAACUUGUCGCCACAUCCUCGCAAUGCUGGAGGGAAACGGCAGCUGUGUAGUGAUGUCAUCAGGAGCAGGAGUGAUGUCACCCCUGCCUGCCGAAUCUAUGAGCUUUCAAGGACGUGCAUGCCACAGAGAAGGGUUAAACCGCCGCGUUGAAAUAACCAUAUGACAAUCAGAAGACUCUGCACUUUCUGAUGAUGUCACUGUGAUGAUGUCACAGGAGGGGAAAGCGAAGCUUUUGCUCUGGGAUAUCUCAAGCUGCCUUUUUAUGGCUUUCGCCACUCGAGACCAAUAAUACUCUGGAGACUGUUAGGGAUGUCUUGGGCACUGGACUGCGAUGUCAUCGUGGUGCAAGAGCAAGACCGUUCUCUCUGUGAUGUCAUCUCCGUGUGACUGCAGGUGUCGGGAGAACCGGCGGCCGACACCAAAGCCGGUGGAAGGAGAUGCCUGGUUUCGCUCUCUUGAUGACAUCGAAACAAAGUGCCUCCAGAUAAAGUGUGGGCGCUGAGAGGUGAUGUCACGGGAACAGGCCUGUGAUGUCGUUACAAAGCGCUUCUCUUUUGUAUCAUUUUGUUAACCUUCAUAUUGAAGGUGGUGAUUUUGCUUUUUAUUAAAAAAAACAAAAAAAGUAUAUGAAA
This is a messenger RNA of Podarcis lilfordi (Lilford's wall lizard), 51107 nucleotides long. NCBI's taxonomy places the organism in Eukaryota, Metazoa, Chordata, Lepidosauria, Squamata, Lacertidae. The record is from the annotation of a GenBank genome assembly.